Podarcis lilfordi (Lilford's wall lizard) is the source of this 53222-nucleotide messenger RNA. NCBI's taxonomy places the organism in Eukaryota, Metazoa, Chordata, Lepidosauria, Squamata, Lacertidae. The record is from the annotation of a GenBank genome assembly.
AUGAAGAUCGUGCCGGGUAAGCCGUGGGUCUCGGACGGCCGAGCGGGGAGGCACUGGCGCCGGCCGGGCGAGUUCCUGGCAGUUAUAAAAAGCUUGGCCGCUGCCGGCCGUGAUUGAUGGAGGGGGGGAGGGGGUAUUUGCUCUGCCCACCCGGGGCAGCGCCGCGCUCGCCCUCCCGCUUGGCUCCGGGGAAUGCGGAGCGCACUUGGCAGGUUGGGCAUCAGGCCUGGCGCGAGCGAGACCCGCGAUUCUCCUUCCUUGCCUCCCUCGGUCGUGUGGCUGCGUUGCCUAAUGGUUGGAUCGAAGGGGCAGAGCUAAGGGGAGGGGGAGGGCGUGCCAAGGCGCUGGGCUCUGCCCUGGCGAGGGCGAAGGGAGUGGUCAAGGCGCGCGGGUAACCUUGAGCGCUGCCUGCGCAGGGACAGCGGCGGGGCCGGCUCGCGCCGUCGAGGCUGCGCCGGGCUAGGCCGGGCUCCGGCGGCUCCGCAGUGCGGGCGGCGGGCCGAGGGGGCGGGCCUGCGGGCUGCCCCGGGGGAGGAGGAGGAGGAGGAUCCUGCGCUGGCGGCUCGGGCGGGGCGGCCGCUCGCUCAGCGCCAGGGACUCGGCGUAGCGGCUGCUGCUGCCGUCGGAGCACCUCCGUGCCCUGCUCGGCGUCGCCCGCGGCCUCCGCCAUGGAUCCCGGCGGCGGCAACCUCUUUCCGUCGCUGGUGGUGGCCGGCCACGCGCUCACGCUGGCCCUCGUCUGGUACCGGCGCCGCGCGGGGAGCCCCGGCGAGGACGGUGAGUGGCGAGAGGGUGCGCGGGCGGCGCUGGGGCCCCGAGGACAGGCAGGCGGGCGCGCGCCGAGGGGCGGGGCGAGGCGACCGAGCUCCCCCCUCCCCCCCGGCAACCAAACACUGACACGUGGGCGCGCGCCCAUUAACCCCUGCGUGGCUGGAAGGCGCGCCCGCGUGCCGAGAAGCCGGCCUUUGCAGGAGAGCCGCUCCGUCGGUUGUCAGUCGGCGGCGUCUUGUGCAACGAAGGGAUGAUAAUUCGGUCGGUAGAGUGGGGGACUCUGGACCGCAGAGUUGUGGGUCGGAGCCCCAAGCUGGACAAAAGAUUCCUGCAUUGCAGGGGGUCGAACUAGGUGACCCUCGUGGUCUCCAAUUCCGUGGACCCCUGCUUGGCGGCUUUUGGGCGCCGCCUUCAGGUCGAAAGCUCUUUGGGUCCCUUCGCUGCCUUCAGUGCCGCUGGCUGAGCUUGGUCGGGGGCCGCGCUCAAGGCGACCUACCUUACAAGGCUGUUGUGAUGAGGGGGGGAGCAGGGGCGCCUCCUGCUGCUGACCUGAUGCAGCGCAGCCCGCCUGGCUAGGAAGCCCAUUCCUCCGCUUCCACUGGCUCUCCAGGGAGAUGGGAGUCUCACAGAGUCUUCCUCCUCAGCGAGAGUAGCUGGGGUGAGACGCUACACUCGCCUCCUUCUGGGGCUCCACCAACUGGCCUCUCAAACUGCCCCACUGGAUGCCACCCAAGUCGGAGUGGCUUUUCUCCGUGACUCCAAGCUGGAGCAUCUUCUAGAUAGUAGCAGAAUGAGGUCUGCGGAAUUAGUUCCCUUCUGAGACCCGUGACGUCAAGCUGUGUACUGCACUGGACUCUGGAAUUACCUCUGCCAAGGCAAUACCCCCCCCCCUGAAUGCAGGCACAGCACUGGGCCAGCUGCUUGUGGGGCUGGAGAGGAUCUCUCUUGGGGAGUUGCUGCUCUCUGGGUGGCAAGGCUGUCUCCACUGCCCUUGGGGGUCUGCCAGAACCCACAAGGAAUGACUGGUGGGGGGCCUUCAUUGCAUGUUUCAGCAGCAGCAGCUGCCCACUUGGGUGGGGGCAAGAGGAGUGGGACAAAGGGCAGGUUUAGUUGUAGGUAUGGGAGGGGGAGAAUGAGCAGGUGUCCCCCCAGGAAGGAGGGUGGCAGCUGUCGCUGCUGCUGCUGCUUCUCUGGCUUUUAAAUGGGAGCAGCAAAGCUUUGCCUAAAGAUCAGUAGGAUUGAAUUUCUGGUGGAAGCGCAGGAAAGGAGGAGGUUAAUUUCUGGAUAGUGAAAGUGAUGUUCCUGCUUGAUGACGUGAUUGCCUCCCCUGGAAUAUUUUCCAGUGCCACUUCUGAUGCCAUCUGACCAUCUCUGGAGAGGACACUUCCUUCCUUGGGGGGGGGGGCAUUGGGGAGGCAGAAUCUGUUUUGGCCAAACAUUCCUGUUUUAGUCUUCUGUUUGGGAUGCUGCCUGGUCUUCUGCAAGGGGGUCAGUGUCUGUCUGUCAGACCCCCAGAUCUCACUUCUGGGGCCACCCUAGGAUGCCGCCCUCACCCUCACAUGUGCCAGUGACCUUUCAGUUGAAGGAAUGUGGCAUUUGGCAGUUCUGUGUCGAUCCCACACAAGUGUGUGGGGCACCGGGCACCAGAGCUCUUUGUUGGGGGAGCAGGAGAGUGCAUUUAAAUGGCACAGUUUGUUCUGGUAGCGAAAGCACUUUGGGGAGGGGUGAUUUUCAGUGGGAAAUUGGGGAGGGGGAGGAUGAGGGAGAGUUUAACCCUCUCCUGCCAGCUGCUCAGGGCUCCACAUGCGUAAUGUCUUUUUUUUGGCCUUUAGCAAACCCUGUGGGAUGGUGGCAGCAGCAGCAGCAGCGCCGCCUUGUUCAUUCUGUUCUAGCAGGCACAGCACAUCUUUCCCUUGAGGGUCCCAGGGAACAGAGGACUGGCAAGGGAAGUGGCACCAUGGCUCACAUAAAAGCAUGCCAGCCCCACCCCUCUGCCACACGCUCCUUGGGGCACCAGCAGCCUUCUCCUUUUGAUGCCAGCUGGGCAUGGUCACCUCUUAGCAGCACCUGUGCCUCAGCUUGGGUGGGGCUGUGCCAGACAGCGCAGGUGGCAGCCUCUGAGCAUGUUUUCAAAAGGGUGGGGAGGAGCCAGGCUGCUUCUCUGGCUGCGCUUUGGGGCAGGAGGGGGAAGGACUGUGCUCCUGGCUUCCUCCUCUGUUGUCCUGCAGGGUCUCUGGGGCAAAGGUGUCUGUACUUGCUGUGCUUUCUCCCCACCCCCCCCAGCUAAAGGCUGGAGUUGCAUAGCAGUGUCACCACUGGGUGCUCUCUCUCCCCCCCCAUCCUUCUCACGGGGAUCAUGUGCCAGCCAGCCUUUUGAGCUGGCAUCCUUGUUGGGCUCUGUUCCCCCUGCCAGCUGCUGCUGCCCCCAGCUGUUUCCCAGAGUGGGGGAGCCUGGAGAGAGCCCCCCCCGCCUUCCCUGCUUCUCUUGGGCCCAGCCCAGCCCGCCAUGCUGCCCAGUCAUGCUGCAUUCAGCUCCGAUUUCACAGCUGCCCUCCCCCUCCCAUAGGCCCAGUUCUGUGGGGCCGUUUGGCAAGCAGUGCUGUGCCCAGCCAAAUGCAGAAGCAGGAGUCUAGGACUCAGUCUGUGACUUUCUCUGAGUACGUGCAGAGUGCAUCUUCCCUUGGUGCUGCAGAACCAAAGCCCACCCUUAAGCUUGGGCUUCGGGUGCCACAGGGUUUUCAGCUCAGGAAAAUUGUGUCGUCUUCAUGGUGGUUCUAUUCCUGCUUUUAAAGGUUUUUUUGUGUGGUUUCUGUACAAUGCGCUGCUGUUUUGCAAGAGGCUGCUAUACUUUAAUAAACAAACAAAUACUGCAUGCGGGAGACCCGCUUCUGUGUCUUAACAUCUGCAAAUCCCAUGUCUUGCACAGGCCUUGGUGCCCCACCCAUGGGUGACAUCCUCUGACUUUCGUGACACAAAUGAGGAGGUUCCUAUGGCUGCCCACAACUCCUGUUUCCCCCUCUGCCCCUUCUGUCAGAAGCUGAGCGGUGGUUUUCUCGGAAUCUCUGCCACUCUGCCACUCAUUCCGGGCACCAGUGUGGGUGGGGCCUUCCCUCCAUUGCCAUGGCAGCCUCCUCCCCAAAAAACACACAUCAAGUGAUCAGGAAACCGCAGUCUGGUAGUGCACAGUGAAACUGGAGCUUCCUGGCUUUGAAACUGCCGGUGGCGGUUGGGGGGCCAGGUGGGAGGGAGGCUGGCAGGGUGGGGAACCAGAUGAAGGUUUCAUUUUUGGAAUAAUAAUUUUUCAGAGUAGUUUUUACAGUUAUAUCAAAAAAUUCUGAUUUGGUUAUACUAUUAGAAAUACAUUGACUGAUAAUUAUGAAACUAUUGUGAGGUUUAAUAAGUUAAAUGUUUAUAUUUGGACAACUUUUCUGCUAUACUUUAUUGGAAGGAGAAAAACAAUCAUUUCCUUAAUAACCAUUUAUUUAAACCAUUUAUUUAGCUAAAACAAUAACAUUGUAGCAUAUGUAUCCAUGUUUGUUAACUGAUGUGGUUAAACAAUUAAAAAAAAAAACUUAGACUGAGUUUUAGCACACAUGAAAAACUUAAAGCAAAUCCUUAUUUCCUGAUGAAUAACCUUUGGACUGUAAUGUAACUUAAAUAGAAAACUAUCUUUAGAAAGAUUCCCACCCCCCCCCCAGCAUUUUAUUUUAAAAAUCCAAUUUAAAUACAAAAAACCAAUUUAAAUUAAUUUUUUUUUUUAAAAAAACACCAUUGAUUUUUAUCCACCCUGGUGGGGAGGCACAACAUUCUGUGAUUUGGAUGGGGGCAGAAUGGCAGGGCUAGGCUUCUCUUUAUAUAUGUACUAUUUUGCUGCAUCACUUGUGCUGGUUCAGUGCUCAAGGAAACAGUCCCUGGCCUGGCAGAUGAGCUAAGCUCCUGAAUUAGGCAAAAAGCCCACUCAGCAUCCUGUUCAUCCAGUCAAAUGCCCAAAUGGCCCUGUAGACCUGAAGGAGCAUCUCCACCCCCAUCGUCCAGCCCGGACAUGGAGGUCCAGCUCCUUCCCUCACUGCGAGAAGCCAAGUUACAGGGAACCAGGCAGAGGCCUUCUCGGUAGUGGAGCCCACCCUGUGGAACACCCUCCUAUCAGAUGUCAAGAAAAUAAACAACUACCUGACUUUUAGAAGACAUCUGAAGGCAGCCCUGUAUAGGGAAGCCUUUUAACAUUUUAUUAUGUUUUUAUGUGUGUUGGAAACUGCCCAGUGUGGUUGGGGCAACCUAGUCAAGAUGGGUGGGGUACUAUUGCUACUAUUACUAGGAGAGCAGGUGGUGCUGUGGUCUAAACUACUGAGCCUCUUGGACUUGUGGUUCGAAUCCCCGCGAUGGGGUGAGCUCCCGUUGCUCAGUCCCAGCUCCUGCCAGCCUAGCAGUUCGAAAGCACGCCAAACAGUGCAAGUAGAUAAACAGGUACUGCUGUGACAGGAAGGUAAAUGGCACUUCCGUGCGCUCUGGUUUCCAUCACGCUGUCCCGUUGUGCCAGAAGCAGUUUAGUCCUGCUGGCCACAUGACCUGGAAAGCUGUCUGUGCGCAAAUGCUGGCUCCCUCAGCCUGAAAGCGAGAUGAGUGCCACAACCCCAGAGUCGCCUUUGACUGGCCUUAACUGUCCAGGGGUCCUUUACCUUUACUACUGGUACUACUAGUAAUAAUAAACCCACCAGCAGGAUGUGGGGGCAGCAGCAGCAGCCACCCCCUCUCUCCUGAUUCCUGGCAGCAGCUCUCCGAUAGUGGAGGGAGAGCGUAGUCACUGCGGCCAGGAACCAUGGCUAGCCUUUUCCUGCAUGAACUUGCCCAGUCCUCUUUUAAAGCCAUCUCAGUUGGUGACCCUUGCGGCCUUCUUCCCUUGUCCUUCCUUUGGCGCCGCCCUGAACCUGCCAACAUUAAGCUUCCCUGGAAGUCCACACAUCCUGGUGCUGUGAGAGAUAAUAAUAAUAAUAAUAAUAAUAAUAAUAAAUUUAUUAUUUAUACCCCACCCAUCUGGCUGGGCUUCCCCAGCCACUCUGGGUGGCUUCUGAAAAAAUAUUAAAAUACAGUAAUGCAUCAAACAUUAACAGCUUUUCUAAACAGGGCUGCCUUCAGAUGUCUUCUAAAAUUCUGGUAGUUGUUUAUAUCUUUGACAUCUGGUGGGAGGGCGUUCCACAGGGCAGGUGCCACUACCAAGAAGGCCCUCUGCCUGGUUCCCUGUAACUUGGCUUCCCGCAGUGAGGGAACCGCCAGAAGGCCCUUGGAGCUGGACCUCAGUGUCUGGGCUGAACGAUGGGGGUGGAGACGCUCCUUCAGAUAUACUGGACCGAAGGGAAAAACCCAUCUCCAUCCACUCUCUCCACUUUGUGCAUAAUUUUAUAGAGUUCUACCUCUUACUUGCCUUCUCUCUAGAAUUCGAAGCCCGAAUUGUAGCCUUCCUGCCCAUGGAAGCUGCUGUGCCAGUGGGGAGUGGGGUGCUGUCAGGCUCCCCCAAAAUGGGGGACCCCGAUGCCUCCUGCUUCCUGCUGUCUCUCUGGACCACGGCGGCUCCUGCGCUUGUCUAACCUUUUGCCUUUGACCUCCAGGGCAAUGGCUCACAGAGUCCUCUCUGCCCAGGCCUCCUCGUGGGUGAGCUGGAGCCUUUCCUUGCCCCAGGACUGUAAGUUCUUGCAAGCGACAGCCCUGAUUGGAGGGGGGGGUCGCCUGGGCUCCAACACCCCCUGCAAGCUUUGCCCCUCCAGUGAAUCAACACCCGUGGUUGCUAAUGUUAAAUACUACAUACUAAAGUGUGUGUUUUGUGUUGUUGUUGUUCCAUGGACUUAAAUACGUGGUGGCAUCUACUCACAGCACUUGAGGGGUUUGUGUCUCCGUGUGUGCAGAGGGAGAGAGUGUUUGGGGCCCCUCUGUGUUUCUGCUUCAGCCCCCUGAUCAUUUUGGCAGAUCAGGAGCAUAGCUGUCAGCUUUUUCCCUUUUCUUGCGAGGAAUCCUAUUCGGAAUAAGGGAAUUUCCCUUUAAAAAAGGGAAAAGUUGACAGCUAUGCUCCUGAUCUGCCGAAAUGACAGCUGACAGAGCAGGGGAGGGAAUGGGGUUUUUUGGCAGGUGGAGGGCAAAGGACAGCUUGGGCAAUGAAGCAGGCAGGCCUGGGGAGGGGUGAAUGUGUGUGGGGCCUCUGGGUUCCUGACCACUGCUGCCCCAAAGCUCAGCCUGCAGGCGUUCUGUGCUGAAUGUUCUACACAGUGCAGAAUUGACAUGGACUCUGACCAGUGUUGAUGGAGGGUUUUUUGGGGGGUGGAAUAGGAAGGCGGAGGUAGAGGGACUUCCAGCUCCUCCUGCUGCUGUCAGGUGGGGGUGCAGCUGAGCCAUCUGACAGAGAUUCUCCUCUCUGGCUGCUCCCUGCUGAUUCUGCUAAUCCCUGUUGGGCUGCAGCCUGUUUCUGGGCAGAAAACUUCCGCUUUUUGCUGUUUGCCACCUGCCUGCCUGCCUGCCUCCCUAUGUGGCUGUCCUUGGCCCCUUGCCAGGCCUGCUCGAGGGGGGGGGGCUGCCGCUGCCCUCCCCCCACCCCGUCAAGGUCGCACCUGCCAGGACGCAUCAGCUUCCAGGGUGUGUCCAGAUUCUUGACUGCCGUGGAGGUCACCUCUGGACUCCGGACAGGGCUGCUGGCUUUCCAGGGGGUGCCUGGCCCCUGUGCCGGUGGGGGCCCUGUGGGGCAAGGCAAUCGGGGAGGGGCUGCCCCACCCAGUUCUGGCUUGGGUCUAUUUUUAGAUGGUGCAGCUUCUGUCAGCAAGCUGGUGAGCGCCGAGGGAGGCUGUUUAUCCUGGAAACCAAAUAAGAGGCCUGGUUACUGUGGCUGCUGCUAAUGGGCCUGUUUCUCCCUCACCAGACCAGACUGUUGUGGGGAAGAGGCAGGCGGGGGGGGGGGGGGAGGGACUGGCCUCAGGCCAGGCAGUGGGAGCUCUUCACAGCCUCCGGGAUUCCACUCUCCCUCUGGACAUACCUGGGGACUUGUGGGCCUUCAGUGAAGCUGCUGUGGGGAGUAUCAAUGAAGAGUUAAAGUGUGGCAUUUGCUCCCCCAGGAGGCAGGGAUGGCCCCCACUGGGAUGGCCUUAAGAGAGGAUGAGACCAGUACCUAGAGAGGGCUGUGAGGGCUAUUUGCCCUGAUGGCUCCUCUCUGCCCUGGGACCCAUGGAGGGGAUUCCUGCUUGCUGCUUUCCCCACAGGCAACUGGUAAAGGUAAAGGGACCCCUGACCAUUAAGACCUGCCAAAGGCCCUUCUAGUCCAGCACCCCCUUCUCCCAGGGGCUGGGGCUGAGUGGGGCCCAUAUUCUGAUAUUCGUUGGUCCUGAGGCUGGUGCUUUGCUCCCUUGUGCUCUCUGACCCCAUGGGGGGGCCCCCACUUUUCUCUAGGCUGGUGACGUGGGAUUAUUAAUAAUAUUUAUUAGUGGAGUUCUCCUGCCAAGGUGAACUCAAAGUGACUUACAGAAAACAAACAUUUAAAAACGUAAUAAGUGGACAUAUGCCUGUUGAAUUUUAGACUAUUUAUUUUGUUUGUUUAUGUUAAAGAAAACUCAAUAAAAAGCAUAUGGGGGAAAAAAAGAAAACAAACAAACAAACAAAAAAACGAGAAUAAAAACAAGGGCACAAACAACCUAGACCAGGCCUCAGGAAACUUUCUGAGCUGGGGACCGGUCCACUGUCCCUCAGACCUUGUGGGGGGCCAGACUAUAUUUUGAAAAAAAAAAUAUGAACCAAUUCCUAUGCCCCACAAAUAACCCAGAGAUGCAUUUUAAAUAAAAGGACACAUUCUACUCAUGUAGAAACACGCUGAUUCCCAGACCCUCCGCCGGCUGGAUUUGGAAGGUGAUUGGGCCGGAUCCGGCCCCCGGGCCUUAGUUUGCCUACCCAUGAUAGACGCUGGCAGAUGAUAUGAGUAAAAGGCAGGUGGGAUAGUGGGGCGUCCUGGCUGGAGGGGUUGUGGAGCCCCCUAGCGGCCAGCUAGGGGAUAAUGAUGAGCCCCUCCGCUUGUGGGUCUCUCACCCGGAGAGCCCCUCUUUCCUAUGGGGUGGGAGCAGAGUGGGCAGCCGCGCCCCCUGUGCUGGUGCUGCUGUGGGGGCUCUUCCCACGUUCUUCGUGCUAGGAGGGGUUCCCGCUUUUCCUCCGCAGUUUCAGGAGCAGCACCCAUCUCCUCCCCCCAACUUCCACGCCCCCCAGGUCUUUCUCUCUCUUUGAGGGGGGUGCUUUUGUUGGGGGGCGGGCGAAGGAAGUCAGACCUCAAGGCUGGGAGGGACAGUCGGUGCCGCGUCGCGACAAUGAGCCGUGUUGGUGAGUGUGCAGCAUAAAGGGCACCUCUGAGCAUGUGCAGAGCGCGGGCGUUGGCGGGGCGGUGUGUGGCGCUGCUUUGGUGAGCGGGAAAGGCCGCCUGCGUGCUCUGCCUGUCCCGGACGCAGCACACCCCCCCCCAAGUCCUUAUUCACUUUUUCCAUCUUCCCGCCCUGCUGUGCCAGAAAAGGGGCUGCGGGCGGAUGCUGUUCUGGUGCAGGAAUCUGGUUCUGAUUAUGCCCAGUGACUCAAUUGUCCCUCUGCUCCGUGGGGAGGGAAGGGGUGGGCAGCGGGAUCCUGCUGCUGCCCCCUGCCCCGCCCAGACCCUGGGAACGAAGCUGGCCCUGAGAAUUUCCCAGCGUGACUCAGGGGCCAGGGAGCCCCCUGGGGGCCGGAUGCCUGCAGGGAAAAAAGCACCCCUCUCUCCCCCCCCCCCCCCGCUGCGCUUAUCGCGCCCUUUGGCAGCCGCGCGCGGCCUUAUCUGUCCCGCGCAGACGCGCACGUGGGAGCCGGGGGUCACGCGGGGGGAGCGAGGCCAGAUAGCCAGGCUGGCAGGCCUUUCCCUGCGCAGGGAGGCCCACGGGGGAGUCGGGGCAGGGCCCCCCACCGUGUCCCGGGGGCUCCCCUCGUGCGCAGGAGCGAGAUCCCACGGGGGGCGCCAGAGGUUGCCCAGCCCGGUGCCCCCUGCCCGGCUUCGGAGAGCUGGAGAAGGAGCCGAGGCAUCUGGACGGGACUUUGGUGCGGCUGGCUGACUGCGCAGCGAGGGAGGGAGGCGAGGGCGUCGCCGGCUCCCUCGCCAGGCGCCCGGCCAAGGCGCUGGUGACGAGAGGGCGACGUGCGGAGUCCCCGCGCGGCUCCAGCGGGGCUUCCCUCGCUCGCGCCCUCGGGACCGGCUGGCUCGAGUCCCGCAGCGCCCAGCGGGCCGGAGCUGCCUCUGCCGGGGGCUUCUCGCCGCGCCCCUGAGGGUGGCUCCGGUGGCGCUUGUCGCUCGUCUGCAUCCUCCGAGGGCCGGGGAGGCGGCCCGCUCCCCUCUCGGAGGCCACUCCUGGCUUAGUGCCCGCCUGGCAUUUCCCGCCAGUCUGCGGAAGGCGGCUGGUUAAUGAUUAUUUCUUUGUCGUUCGUUUCGUUUCUAUGUCGCUUUGUGUUUUCAAAUCGGCGGCAAACCUCAAAGCGGUUUACAAGCUGCGCGGAAACAUCGAACAAAACCAGAAGGAAAAUAAAUAGACUGUAUCCCUGCAGAGCAACACAAUUAACAGGAAACUAAGACAUUAUUUUAAUAAUUUCGCAACAAGACCCUAUAGAGGAAGAUAAAGUGUCGAACACACAUUUAAUGCUGCAAAGUUAAGAGCUAAAAAUUCUUUGAACGGGACGGGCUUGGGAUGGUACAGUCAGUAGGGUCGUGGCUUCGAGCCCCACUUUGGGCAAAAACGUUUCCUGCCUUGCGAGGGGUUGGACUAGAUGACCCCCGUGGUUCUUUCCAACUCUGCGAUUCUGUGACGAUGAUUACUAGAGGAAGUCAGGUAUCAAAUGCACACUGAAAGCAGCACUGGAACAGGCGCGCCCUUUCCCAGAGCCUGUGGUGUUAGUUUUGCGCAUCCCGCGGCACUGGUGGCCAGAGCGCGCGCCUGCCGUGUGCGCCUGGGGGCGUUUUUCUGCGUUCGCAAUGGCCUAGAUGGCGGUUAGGGUUAGACUAGACGGCCUCUGGGCUCCCCUUUCCCAUUCCCACCCAGGCCUGGCCCGUCGGCGGUGCGCAUCUCUGGCAGCAGCCGGGCCUGGUGGCGAGGGGCGGGAGCGGGGCGGGGCGCUUCCUGCUAGCGGAGCCGUCGAGCCGGCCGGGCGGGAGGGAGCCAGAGCGCGUCGCCAUGGCUUCCCGUAGCAGCAGCAGCAGCGCCCUCGGCGGGAGCGCGGAGCCGUCGGUGAGCGCCUACUUCGCCUACAAGCGGGAGGUGCUCCUGGGCGCCUCGGAGUGGCUCAGCGCCCCCGAGCGCCACCGCCAGCGCCUUCUCUACAGCCAGCUCUGCUGCGUAGGUAGGUGGGUGCGUGGCUGCCAGCGAGCGGGCGGGCGGACGGUGGGAGGCGGGCACUGCCAGGCAGCAGCUGCACCUCUCCCUCCUGCCAAGGGUGCGCGCCGUCCAGGCUCGGUCCUCCUCGUCCUCGGGCGCGGCGAGCCGAGGGUUAAAGGGGGCGCGGAACGAGCUGUCUCCGCCUCCCGUCCCCGUAGCAACCAGCCCGCGCACGCGCGCUCCCUCGCAAGGGAGGGAGUCCUGGCUGCGCGCGCGCUCCCGACCCUUCAGAGCGUUUUGCCCCCGCCGCUGCCGGCCAGAGCCCAGGGAGCGCGGUUGACUAGAGUCUCCUCGGCUAGAGCCGGCUCUGGUGGGGCUGCCCCAUCUCUGUGCCUGGACUGGCACCCCCUAAGGGGCCCUUGCCACGCGGGUGGGAGGCAGAGGCGCCGCGGGAGAAUGGAAGUCUUAAAAUACAUCUCUAUAUGCGAGUGUGUUUAUUGUUUUUCACAAUGCAGCGAACAGCAAAACAAACUGGCCAUUCUUGAGCUCCUUGAAGCCAACGCCGCUCCUUCUCGCCCAAGUCCUCCCUGCCUUUGGGGUGGUCUCUGUGGGGGGGGCGGGGGCUCAGCUCCUGGGAACCAUUUUUAAUUACAAGGCUGCAUUAGAAGACUGUGAAUCAGAGUUUCCCCUUCCUUCUGGCGGGCAGGGAGCCCAGAGGAAGCAGCGGCCGGCCGCCUGGUGUCCUGCCUGGAAAAUGUUCCUGGUCGGGCUUCUGUCGGCUGGGGAGGAGGAGGGAGCCCCUCCCGCGCUUGGCAGGCUCACCUGGCAGCAAAGGGGAAGGAGGAGCCCUGGGAUCCCUGCCAACAGCACCCCAGUCCUUUGGCAAAUUUGCAUAAAUUCCUCAGUUUCUGCUCAGGGCUGGGUGUGGACCUCCUCAGCACUAGGAACUUGGUUGCAGAAAGAAAUGUAGCCGUACAGUCAGCACUUUGCAUCCUUCCUGCCCUGAGGAACCUGAGAUCCAAAACACACAGGAGGGAGCAGAGGAUGGAGAGGCAAGGGGGGGUGUUAAAAGAGAAAUCUGAGGGCUCCCUUGGACAAAAAACAAGGACACCAGCCAGGAAUAUCAGAGCAAAACAGCAGCCAGUAGGCUUGGUCUUGAUUGAAGACUGUCGUGACAGGACUCCCACCUGCCACCAGGUGGAACAAGAUGGAAGCCCGAAACAAAAGAGCCCCUAAACUUUUAUUAACUUUUAUCUCCAUGUUACACCCCCCAAACUACAUCACUCAUACACCACGGUUACAUCAGGAAAGGGGAGGUCUGGUGGCAGGAAUCUGAGCAUCCUGGACCCUGCCCCAUGGUUCUCCUUGCCCUCCACCAAACACCCAUCAAGUGUAACAAAAGAGAUAUUUACAUUUCCCUGUUUCCCAGCCAAGUUAAUCACACCCUUUUGUCUUCAUCUGGGUUUGUUCUUUCUGGAAUGGCUACCUGUCUGGCACUCAGGUAUCAGGAUGCCAGGGAUUAUCCCUCAGGCAGAGGGGCUGCUGAGGAGCUGAGUUCACAUGUCUAUAGGAAUUUCUGAAGUUUUCCCAGUGAGCCAGUACAGAGAUACUGUACAUUGAUCAUUUGGUAUUGUGCAGCAGAGGCCCUUUAAAUAGAUAGGAAGAAACUCUGAUAAAGUGUGUUGUGGAGUCACAAAAGUGAUUGUGCUGAUUUUGGUAGUGGGCUGCAUGUGCAUAAUAUCUGCUGGAGGGGCAUCUCCCCCCUCCCAAACCUAUACAUAAAUUCCUGCAACAGGAGGGAGCACCAUUCUUUCCUUUUUUUUUUAAAGUAAUGUUUAUUAAGAGUUUAAAAGUUACAAAAAGAAAAAAAAGAGUUAAACAAAGCAAAACAAUACAAUACAAUACAUAAAAAACAAAAAACACUGCUUAUCUUAACAAAACAAAAACAAGAACAAAAACAGAAUCAAUUAAAAACACAUCCAAUAUUUCCAUAUCUUGUCUUUCAUUUACUUGUUACGACCUCCUCACACCUCCCUUUUUGUAUUCUAGUUCAGUUAGCUAUUACAGCAAAUCCUUUCCAUCUUUCUCAGUUUUUAUCCUAUAAUUUAUCUUAACACAAUCUAACCUUGUUCUUUUCCCCUUUAGCCCAUUAACAGUCUAUUUUUACUUAAUUCUUUAUAACAUUUCUGCUAAAGCCAUAUAACUUCAUUCCAGCAUCCGUCUAACAUUCAUUAAUUUUACAGUGUUUCUGUAAAUAGUCUUUAAAUUUUUUCCAAUCUUCUUUCCGUUUAGAAUGUAAGCUCCUUAGGGCAGGGACCUGCUGCUGUACCAGGGCUGGCUCACCUGCGCAGGCCCUCCGGGGGUUAGACUCAAGCUCCCUCUACUCCCAACACAGAUGCAGGCUGGGGAGGGCCCCCCCCCCAAGUCAGGCCCUGUUCCCAAGCCUCCCUUUUCAAAGGGGCCUGGCUGUAGAGGCUGAGCUGGCUGUGGGGCAAGGCUGCUGCGUGCAAAGAUUUGCCCCACAAGUGUGGCAACUGCUCGGCACCGGAAGGAUCCGGCAAGCGGUGCCCUCACCUGGAGCCCUGAGUCACCCUGGCGUCAGCUUACCUGGAAGGUGCAUAGUUAACCCCCUGGAAUCUGCUCCCUCCGGGCACAGUGGCUUUGAGAGAUUUCGUGGAGGAAGAUAAGGCUGUCUCUGCAAGGCGUUGCCUGCAGGUCCAGGGGCAGAAUGGGCUCCUGAGGGGGAGAGGCUGCUGGAGGCCAGACUCGCCUUCCUUGGAGGCUUAUAAGCAAAGGUUACGUUCUUUAUCUGCGAUUCCUGCAUUUGCAGGAGGCUGGAAUAGAUGACUCUCGGGGAAUCUGUUGCCACCCUUGAUUCCCUCCAGGGCCUCUGGUCAGAUUCUGAUGCUCUUCUACGGAAGCUUCCUGGAGAGCCCUGCCCCAGUGCUGGUCCAAAGGGGAUGACGGCCUUGAGCCAAAAGUCCCCUGAUUUCUCCAUGUGCCACACUUGGGGGGGGGCGCUGCCCUGCUUCCUGUUUGAGAGUGAAGGAGCGGCCCAGAAAUGUCCUGCUGGAGGAGCUGGUGCCCCUUGGUGCUGGAGGCUGGCGAGUCCUGGCUUGGGGCUGGGCCUGUUCCCAUCUCUCCCCAGGCCUUGUUUGUUCUGCCCUUCCUUCUCCUGGGUUUGCCCAGGGAGGGGCGGCUGUGGGGUGGAGGGAACCACAGGGAGGAGCAGCGCAAACAGCUCACUGCCUCCUGCCCGUUUCCUCUUUUUGCCCCCAGGAGAGCCCCCCCAGAAUUCCUUAGCCACUGUGUCCCCUGCCUAUGGGGUGCUGCUACUGCUGCUGCUGCUGGUGUGACUCAGUGUGGGCCUUGGCACCAGGGCAGGAUGUGAGCAGCGCCCCCACGUCCUCUGGCGUCAGAGCGCAGGCCGCUGGCCCAGAUGUGUCGGCUGCGGCGGCAGCAGCUGGAACUUCUCUGUGGUUUCGAAACUGUUGCACUGCACAUUCCUCUGGUGUGCUGGGACCCAGCCCAGUUCUGCUUCUGGGGAGCCAGGCGGGGCCUGGGCCUGGCUGCCCUGGAAUGUGCUCCUGGGGCCGUGGCGGGACGGGGGGGGGGGGCAGCCACUGGAGCAGCAGCCCUGCAGACUUUGCCCUGGGUGUCUCUGCUCCCAGCUGCACCGUUUGGAGUGGGGUGGGGUGGGGUGGCACCCAGUGACCUUCUCCAGACUCUUCCCUCAAGGGGGGGGGGAUCUGAGGAACCACUGGGAAGCCAUAGGAACAGGAGGAUGAAGGUGCUGCCCCCCAGCCCCCUGAGGUGUGCAUGGGGUUCCUGCUCCUUCCCUUGCACCUUCUGCAAGGUUCAGCCCUGCCCCCUCCUCCCUGCCCACACCUGACAGGGCGCCUCCAGGUGUGAGCGGAGGGGCCCUUGGGGGGGUUGGCGCAUGAACACCCCCGCAGCCCUGUGGCCAUUAGUUGGGCGUUGCCCUGCUAGCAGGGUGAGUCACAGCCCAGCCUCGUGCCAGCCUGGUGCCUUCCCCCCGGGCAAGCUCCAACGCUGUGCCCACGCUUCCAGACUCUGGGCCUGUCAGGAUGGCUGCCCCGAAGGUUGUGCUGAGUGGCCCUGGGAGAGAGCAGCAGGGUGGGGAGGUGCCAGCUAUUGCCUCCUGGGCAUUGGGAGCCCUGCCUUCUUCCUCUGAGUCUGCUGGCAGCAACCUUCUUCCCUGGUGCUAGGAAGACCCGGCCACACCACCGGCUCUGGCUGGCCCACGUGGUGCCCCUUCUGCAAGUCACUUGGGGGCAGCAUCUCAUUGUAUCUCCACACCAGCCCUGUGAGGUAGGCUAGCCAGAGAGAAGGGUUUUCCCCAAGGCUACCCAGUGAGUGGAGAUUUGAACCCAGACCACAACACACUGCCCACCAUGGCCCUUUACACCACUCUUGCCCUCAGCCUUGAGAGGUGCUGGACUUUCCUUCAUUGGAGGCUUUCAAAACUAGAUGGAAUGACCACCUGCCCUGGUUUAUUUAGCUGUGAUUCUGGCAUUGCAGGGGGUUGGACUAGAUGGCCUCUGGGCUCCCUUCUAACUCUACAGUUCUGUGAUUCUGCUGGCCUGCCUGCAUCAAAUCAGAUCAGGGAGCGGAGCUGGCUGGGAGUCUUAAAAGGGACCAUGAAUGAAAGUGGUGAUGGAAGUAUUUCCUUUGGGUAUACUCUGGGCGGAAACAGGAGCACUGUGUUUCCGCUCUGUGUUGAUUGUGGGGGCCUGAUCCCCUUUUUUUGCUCGCCUUGCUGGGUGCAAGGGGAACUCUUCUUCCAGGCCUCUGCUUCAUGCUGGCCAGGAAGCGGUUAAGUUUUCAGGAAGCCCUCUGGGCAGAGCUGAGGUUUCCUGCCGGCUGGGCUGGGCAGAGCAGGGAAGCCCAGUCCCCUCCCUCGGAGAGAGUGGUGGGCAGGGCUCAGGGGAGGCGCUGAGGGCCCAUCCCGGCUGGGGCAGGGCUCAGGCAGUUGCUGGCGGCAGCAUCUAGAUGCUGCCAGGAGCCGAGUCUGUUUGGUUCAGCGCCUUGUGCCCGGAGCCUGUGCCCACAGCCGCUGCCCCCACCAUGUCCCGGCAGAGGCUGCGCAGCCGAGAGGCGGCCGAUGGGCCCCCCACCUCCCCAGGGCUGGCCGACCAGAGCAACUCGGAGGAGAACCUGUACAAGGCGGUCCUCAGGGCAUCCGAGGGCAAGAAAGGUACUGGGUGGGUGCGCUUGAGGGGUUAAUGCUGCCCCACCUGGGACAGAGAUGGCGAUGGGUGGGGCGUUUUGCAUUUUGCGUUUCCCCACAGCUUCCUUCCUUCCUUCCUUCCGCCCUCCCUCUGGGCACAGUGGGGCCUGCGCUAUGGGGAAGUGGGAGGCUCUGGCUAGGAUGAAGGUCCAAGAAGGGUUGUGGCUGCUGCCAGGCUAUGUGUUUGUGUGUUCCUGCACAUGCACUGCGUGGUGGGGCAGCUUUGCUCCGGCAGGUGCCCUCAGCUUGGCAGCGGGUCUGGGGCUUGGGGUGCUGGUGAGGUGCUCCUGAAAGGCACUCCAGGGGUCCCUGGGCUCAGGCAGUUGGCUGCUUUUUCUGAGGCCCUCAGAGUUGGGGGCCCCCUAAGCCUGGCACAGCUGGGUCUCCUGGGGUGGCUGUGCUGUGUGUGCCCACCUUGAGUAGCGGCUGUGGCUGCUUUUUUGCUGUCAGACUUGGGUGAGCUUGCCACCUUUAAGUGGGGCCCCUGUGCCUUUAACAGGCAGAAAUUCAACAAGUUAGGCUUUCCGCCCCUCUGCAGAUUUGCGCCUGUUGACUCUCCACCAGCCCCUGAAAAUCCAGGUGUGGGGGGAUAUUCUAGGAGAGCUUCCUUGGCCAGCCCCUUAGGAGGCUGUGGGUUGCCAGCCAGGCGUGGGGGGCAGCACAUGAGGCCUUGGGGUGGGUUGGGCACUCCCUGCACAUUCCCUGUCGGGGUGGGGAGGGGCCGACCUUGUGCUUCCAGGGCUCCUGGCUGCUCUGCUUCUGCUGGGCAAAUCCCAGCCUGCAGGAGCCAGAGGAGGAGGAGGAGGAAGGGAGCGAGACACAACAAGCCAGCCCCUGGUCUGGCCCGGAAGCCAUGGCAACCGGUCACAUGGGGGCUGAGCCAGGGCGCCCUGCCCAGGCACCAGGGGAUGGCCGAGGGGUCCCCUGGGGGCAGAGGGGGCACCCAGUGACCACUUAGCUAGAUUGUUGGCCCAGGUGGCAUCCUGUUCCCUGGCAAGACCCCCCCCCCAGGAAUCCUGCCUCCUGCCUUAGAGUCAUGGAACUGUGGGGACCUCAGGGGUCAUCUAGUCCAACCCCCUGUCCGAGGGCGCCAUGGGGUUGAGGCAGACUGUGCUCUCACCAAGUUUGGGCAGAGGCGCCAGGCCUCUUUCUGCCACCUCUUACAGGACAGGGUCUUUCCAGGAGGGUGGGGGUUUUUUGGGUGCUCUCUUUUGUUUCCACCUGUGUAGCUGGAUUCCUUUCUCCCUGGGCACCCCAUUGUUGUCAUGGGGGGAGGAGCGCACUCCUCCUGAUUGCGGUGGCCUCUUUGGGCUUCCUGUGGCCCACGAAUGUGGUCCUAGCCAUGGACUUGGGUGACUGGACAGGGAUUAUAUCCUGACCCACGGGAGAAGGACCUGUUGGUGGCUCUUCACUGGGACCCCCGAAAAUGUCUCUGGGCCCCGUGCCCUCAUGCGGUGCUGGUUUGGAGGCAUCCCAGUCACCAGCAAAGCCCCUCAGGCCUGGCUCCCGGUGUGCAGCUGGCCGGAGGAGGAGGGGCUGUGGUGGCGAAAGCAGAGGGCACAGAGCAAGCGCAGGACUUUGGAAAGCUGGUAUCACCGGAUAAAGUUCAUCAGUUUUGUUGCAUUAAUUAGUUUUAAUUGGAUUUUGAAUACAUGUGCCGUUAAUUGUCGUUGCUUUGCAUUUUAUUGUGUUGUUAUCUUCCUUCGCGUGUCAUGCAAACUGCUAUUCUGAAUAAUGCUUUUAUAGGGCAGGGUGGGGGGUGCUGGGCAUGGGCUUAUGGGACCGAGGGGGCAGUGGAUCCCAAAAGUUUGGGGGUCAGGGGUGCAGAUGACCCUGAACUGUGGACCUGAUGGUCUGAGUGACUCAGGGGAGGGCAGCUUCCUCUGUGAGUGUGGUGGGGAGACCUUUGUGGGAGGGGCCGGGGGGCCUCUUUUUCUCUUGCUGGGCGCCUUGGCAUUUGUGCCAGGCCUGCUACGGGUGAUGGUGCAAGGGGCUGGCACCCGGUGCCUGAGUCACUCUUGCAUUUCCUUCCUGUUGCAUCGGGUGAAUCACCUCCCUGCGCCUGGUGGUGAUUCUGGCUACGACUGCCGCUGCCGCCUCCCCCCUCUGCAAUUUCCUUCCUGGAGGUGGGGGCUGCCCCCAAACGUUCUCUGAGCUGCUCCCUCCAGCCCCUCGACUCAUGUCCGCCUCUCCUCUCUUGCAGACGAACGGGAUCGGGUCCAGAAGAAAACCUUCACCAAAUGGGUCAACAAACACCUUAUCAAGGUAAGGGGACACCUUCCCCUGCACCCCCCCAAAUAAAAAUUCCCGGGAGGUGGCUGGCCAGGCUGAGAGCCUCUCAGGGCUGCCAAGCGAGAGAGAAAUAUAUUCCAACUAAAUGAAUCUGAGGACACUCUGGCUGGGGGGGGGGGGCCUUUGGGUGGGUGAAGACCCAGCUUUGCCAAGGACAUGGGGGGGGGGGGGGGUUGAAGGGUGCCUCUUUCUCUUCCCUCCCCCAUUCCCCUGGCAGACAACCAUCCCAUUCUGGAUCUGACACGCCCCGUAUUUCCUUCCCCUGUGGUGGAAAGAACACCCCCCCAACCCGCUUCACUUCUGAAUCGGUCUAUUAUCUCUGUGGUUGUGGGGUGUGGUCUGCCCCCCCCCCGCCCAGUCCUGUGACUCCUGUUGCCAGAGGUGCCCACAGAACUGUAGGAUUGUCAAACUGGGAGAGACCCCCGAGGCUCAUCUAGUCCAGCCCCCUUGCAAUGCAGGAAUCACAGUCACUUGGGGGGUGGGUGGGUGGGUGGGCUGUCCUUCUCCUUCCUUUGGGGCUGCAGGCCCCAUGGCCCCCAACACCCAGACCCUCCAGUGUCUUGCCAGCCAGUGGCACCUGGGGGGCAGCCCCAUCCCCGGAGCGGACUCCUUUGCUUUGAAACCUUGGCAAUAUCAGCAACAUGCUCUGACCAGCUGAGCUGACCAUCAAUUUCAAUGGGUCUCCUCUGAGUAAAAGCUGAAUGCCUUCAUCAGGGGGCUCUUCUCUCCACCACCGGCAGCCUCAUGAGAGGUAGAAACCUGCCCGGUGGGACCCUGAUGCCCCUGGCCAUGUGGUGCCCCUGCCAGGCUUGGUGGGGGCAAGGGCUGGGAUGCCCAGUGUGAACCCACCAGUGCCAGGCACCCUGCAGGUUCCGUCCCCUGGCAUGCUGUGCCCCCCAGGCUCUCUCUGGGGCUGUUUCCUCUUCUUCCUAACCUCUUUCUCUCUCUUCCUGCCUCCUCUCCUCCUCUUCCUCCUCCUCCUCCUUCUUCCUCCUUCCUGGCAACAGCACUGGCGAGCAGAGGUAGGUGCCCAGGAAGUGCCCAGGGCUCUGUCUUGCUCUCUCCUCCUUUCUCUCCAUAUUUCCUUCUGCUCUGUCCAUCCGAACACCCAAAGGUGCCUCGGGGAGAGUCAGGCCGCCGGCUGGUGACUCCCAGGCCUUUCAGGGGACUUCCCCGUUUCCCUGGGGGGCGGGCUCCCACAGCUUCCCUGCUGCUGAACUGCAGCCCCCACCCCUUGCACUGUGCUCCCCUCAGGUGGCGGCUGCUGCCAGGAGGGUCUGCAGAACUAGCGAUCCACUCGGAGUGGAGAGGGGAUGCCUUUUGGGUCAAACAUUUUAAGGUUGGCCAGGCCUGGGGGUGGGGGCUCCUUUCAGGAUGGGAUCAGUGCCCCCUGUGUGGUCAGGGCCUGGGAUCCCUAGUUUCAGGCCUUGCCCUUUGCUUGCUGGUGGUAAAUGGGUGGGAGGGGGGCUGGCUGGCUCCCCCCUGCCGGUCCUGACUCUCUCUUUGCCCCUUCCAGGCCCAUCGCCACGUCAACGACCUCUACGAAGACCUCCGCGAUGGGCACAACCUCAUCUCCCUCCUGGAGGUGCUCUCAGGAGAUACUCUGGUACGUAGAAUCCUCACCCCCGGGGGGACUGGCUGCUCCCCCCGUACCCCCAGAUAGCAGGAAAGCAAGUCUGGCCAACAAGGCCCCCUCCUAACGCUGCACUGCCCCCCAGCUCCUGCUGCCUCCCCCCGGAGUGUUUUAGCCCCCUCCUCUCCUGCCUGCUCCCCACCCCCCCUCCCUAUUGCCCUCCUGCUUGGGGCUCCCCCCCUCAACCCCCCUCGGGUCCAUCUCCCUGCUGAGCCUGGAGUUGCCAGCUCCUGGGCAGACUUUUUUGGGGGGGGAAUGUCCCCCCAUCCAGUGCUCUGUGCCUGCCAACUCCAUUUUGCAGCCCACCUGAUUCUGAGAGUCCAGCUCUUUCUUUAAAAAAACAAGAGAAGCAUUUGGGGGGGCAGGAAGGGGGCUUCUUUGCUCUUGCCCAGCUGCUCCCCCCAUCUUCCUUUUUAAAAAACAUAAUUUGCAUUUGAUUUUACAAAUGUAAAGAUGCAACAAUACCAAAUACAUGUCCAUAUUUAGAGAUUUCUUGGAAUCCCCAGACUUGCCUCCAUCCUGGGUCCUAUGGGCAACAUUUUCAGCUGCAUAUUAUUUCAUAAUCCAUAUUUUGCAAUUGUCCGUAGUAAUUGUUACGCUACAAGUGUUAUUAGAAUCCUGCUAAUGUUUUCAUCUGCUUGCAGGGGUCUCCUAAAUACGCCCCCCCAAUCUUCCAGUCCUCUGCCCACAGUCCGUCUGUGCCCCACUUGCAGGGGGGAGGGUUGCCCUAGAGAAGCCUUGGCGAAUGGCAGCAAGUGUGGGGCACAGGCAGGCAGAGAGCCCUGGAGCCCCUUAGAGGAAUGGGCCCCCCAGACCUGCUCAGGCUCCCUUUGGGGUUCAGAGCACCCACCCCACCUCCCACAACUCCAGAGGUCCAGAGAGUUAGUUUGAGGAGGCGUCGCUCACCUUUUGCCCCAGGAACUUUGCAGCGCAAUGCUGGGUGCCUGCCCUGCCUGGGAAUAACAGCUGCUCACCUGCUGCUCUCGUCUUUGGUUGCUCCCCCCGCCUCCCCCCUCUGUCUAUGCGCUCUAACACCGUAACUCUUGUGCGCUGCACGGGGGUCUCUCUCUGUCUCUCUCUCUCUCUGCUGCCCGCUCUGUUUGUCUCUCCUCCGGGCGGGACUCUGCCUUCUGACUGCUGCCCUUUGGCCUCUGCCCCCCUCUUUGCUCGGCUCCCACCUGCCGCCGCCCCGUAGCCCAGAGAGCGCGACGUGAUCCGGAACUUGCGGUUGGUGAGUGGUUCUGCUCUGCCCCCCCUUGUCGCUUUCUGCAUGGCAUUGCACCCGCCACCCACACGCCUGCCCUGGGUUGAGCUGCUGGGGUGGGUGCCAAGGAGACCCAUCUCCCUCUUGCUGGCGCAGAAGUGCUGCUGCUCCUGCCUCUCCCAAGGCGAGCUCUGCCUGGCACACGGCCAGAGGUGCCACCUCCCAGGGGCUGAGCUCUUUGGGGGGCCCCAAUAUUUUGGGGGCUCCCCAAUGCUCAAAAGCGGUGGAGGAAGAGCUCUUGGCCAUUGAAACGAUGCAGCCCCCCAUUCAUCUCUGCUCCUGGCUCCGCCCAACAUCCUGACAUCACAUGCAUGGUGGCGCCGCCCUCCAUUCUCCCUCGGAAGUUGGUGCAUCUGCCCACGGCUAGCUAAUGCCAGGCCUGGAUGGAGGGGGGACGUUGUCCCCUGGCCUCCAGCCAUGUGGCUAUUGAAGGAGUUGGUUAUGGGCGUCAGGGUGCUAAAUGGGAGGGAGAGGAGGGCCAGUGAAGGGGGUGGGCCAGUGAAGAUCCCAGCAAGCCAUUCCCCAGCCCCCCAGGUUUGGCUUCAGCCGGGCCUUGGCUGGGGCGGGGGCAGGAUCUGCGCUUGCAAAGAGGGAAGAGGGCUUCUCUGUAUCUGCAUCCUUCCUCUUCUCCUUGUGCCAGCCCCAUAGCUGGGCAAGGGUAGGGGGUUCCUCAGAUGGGCCAGUGUGUGGCAGGAAGCAAGCCAGGAAGGGGGAGGGGAGGAGGCGGAUGACAGAAGCCUUUACACUGGCUCUGCCUGAAGGUGUCCGGUGGGGGGAGAGCAUUUCCUGGACAUUGUUUUCUGACUUGCGUCUGGCAGGAAGGAUUUGGGGGCUGGCCUCCCCCUUCUUUCCUCCUGCUGGGCUGGGAUCCUCUGCUGGGGAGGCUUGUUUGGACCAGGGCAGGGUUGUUGUUUUUUUGGGGGGGGUCACUGCGCCCAGAUGUGGAGCCUGGCAGGGCAGAGACACUGACUUCCCUCCCGCUCUCCCCGCAGCCCCGCGAAAAGGGCCGGAUGCGGUUCCACAAGCUCCAGAAUGUGCAGAUUGCCCUGGAUUACCUGAAGCACCGGCAGGUGAGACCCGGGAGCUGGUGAAGGGGCUGGGGGUCAGGGAGGGAGGGAGUCUGGCCUGGCAUGCCUUGAGGGGUCGGGGUGGCUGGAGCCCCCCUGAUAAUUGGCGUGAUGUGCCAUUUCCCAGGUGAAGCUGGUCAAUAUCCGGAACGAUGACAUUGCGGACGGAAACCCCAAGCUGACUCUGGGCCUCAUCUGGACCAUCAUCCUCCACUUCCAGGUGAGUGGGGAGGGGAGCCUGCUGUGGGGGGGGCACUGAGGGGACACUGAGCGCGGCAUGGGAAAUGGGCCUGGGCACAGCUAUGCCAGAGCCUGCCUGCCUUGUGGUGGCCCCUGAGGCCUGCCAGCCAGGUCCUGUCAAAUGCAAGACGGUUCUUUUAAAAUUAGAUUCAGAAGCAAUACAAAGGCAAGUGUGUGAGAAGAUUACAGAUUUUAUUCUGAACAGCAGGUAAAAUAUACAUUACCAAGCAGCACUUCAAUCUGCCACUGGGAAGCUCAAAGAAGUGGCAAAGUGAUUCCCCCCCCCCCCGAUAGUCUUCCUUUGCCCAACCCUCUGGCCAUGAGUCUGUGCCCAGCUUCUCACUGCCAUGCUCAAAAACUAGAUAUUUGAGAGAUGCCGUGCCCUCUUAGGGCCAGGGCAGGUUUGUCUAGGAGCUAUUCUACAUCAAAGACCAAAAGCCAGGCCACACAUCAAAGGCUUUCACUGACCAGUGCUGUUUGCCAACAGACCACACAUCAAAGACUCUUUUUUUCCAAGGGAUAGAGAAAGUAAGAAAACAUAGAUAACCGGAGCCAGGAAGAGUUGAGCAUGUCAGUUCACUAUCUCCUCAAAAUCACAACAAUCUUCUGGAAUAAGUUCCCCAUACUCUUCAUUCCAUGCCAGGGCAGGGCAGGCAGGGUCUUCUGAGGGGAAGGGAAGGGAAGGGAAUAAAAAUAAAAAUAAUAAAUUUUAUUUAUACCCCGCCCUCCCCGGCCAGAUCCGGGCUCAGGGCAGCUAACACCAAUAAAAUCACAGUAAGAACAUAAUAGGGGAAAAGAAAAAAACACCAAUUUAAAAUACAAGUUAAAAUGCAAUUUAAAACGCAGCCUCAUUUUAAAAGUAGCCAAUAGAUCAAGGUGCAAAAUCCCCUCCUAAGCUCCUGUCUCUUGGCUUGUUGGUCAUCUGAUCUCAGACAAACCAGUCAAACCGAUCAGUCACAUUGAGCUCCAGCGAAGAGUCCUGGCUGAGUUGUGGCCCAGCCCCACAGUUCAGGCCCCCCCCCCUCGUGGGCUGGGUCCCCUCAUGAGACGGAAGAUGCGCCAGCAUUUUAAGACAAGGGGCAGUGGGGUGCAGUGGUUAGAGGGCCAUACGAGGACCUGGGAGAGCGGCGUUUGAAUCCCCACUGGGUGAUUCAGAUCGCAGGGUGACCUUGGGCCGGUCGCUGCCUCUCAGCCUGCCCUGCAGGGGUGUUCUGGGGAUUAAAUGAGCAGGAUUAAACCGUUCUCUGCCGCCUUGAUCUUCUUGGAAGCAAAGAUGAGGUGUAACUGGAGCAAAACAGCCAAUCAGUGAAUUGUGGGAGUUUGGGAGGAUAGGAGAGGCUUUGCCUGGGGGGCACUGCAAUGGAGGGCUCUGCUGGAAAGGCCCCCUCCCUUGCUGCCUCCUUUCUCCCCCCCCCAUUCUUUUAUGCAGAGUGAGGGUGCAUAGAAGGAGACCCAGGAGAGAGGCUCUUGCCUCGUGCAGGGGGAGGGGCACCCUGAGGUGCUGCUGGGGAGGAGCACUCAGGGUGGGGCCGCUGCUGUGAGCUGUGGUUGCAGCAGGAGAGGAGUCUGUGGCUGGCUGGGCCUGACUCACCCCUCGCUCCAGGACACACAGAUUUUCCAGCGCUAGACGCUGAUGCAACCACCUUGGCUUGUGCCCCAGAGAAGAGGGGGGGAGAAGGGAGGGGGGCACGUGCCUCUUGGGGGACCCAGUGGGCACCCCUCUCUGUAUCUGGCAUCUGGCAGCCACUGUGAGAACAGGAUGCUGCCUUGAUCCAGCCGCAUAAGGACACCAUCAGAGCUUGCUGGAUGAGACCCGAGGGGCCCCCUCUAGCCCAGCCCCCUGUCCCCACAGGGGCCAACCAGAUGCCCCAAAGCAGGAUUGGAGCGCAAGAGCAGCCCUCUGCCCUCCCUCAGGCCCUUCUGGCUCAGAAGGCAGGCAGGAUGCCCUGGGGAGAAGGUGCCCAUCCUCCCUCUGCCCUGCUUGGCCGUCCGAUGCCCGUUUGGCUCUCGAUGCCCUGCCCCGAACACACCUAUCCAUUCCUCCUCCUCAGCCCCCUUGGCAUGGGCAGUGGGGCUGCCGUGGGUUUUGCUGCAGAAUGAUGCUGGCCCUGGCUGCCCCCCGUUGGUGCCCGCCCAGCUCACCCCUCGGCUUCCCUUGCCCACAGAUCUCGGACAUCCAGGUGAGCGGCCAGUCGGAGGACAUGACCGCCAAGGAGAAGCUGCUGCUGUGGUCCCAGCGGAUGGUCGAGGGCUACCAGGGCCUGCGCUGCGACAACUUCACCACCAGCUGGCGAGACGGGCGCCUCUUCAACGCCAUCAUCCACCGCCACAAGUAAGGGGGGUCUGCAGGAGGGGUUUUUAAAAAAUCAAACGCAAAUCUGGAUGCAGGGAAAGUAGGAUAGACGCCAAGUGCCUCAAUGCUGUUCGUCCGAUGACUCACACGCAGCCCAGCCCUCGAGGGAGACCCUGCGGGUUUGUGGUUUGGUGGAGGGACGGAAAAGGAGGGGAAGUGAGACGCCGUGAAGGGGGGGGUCAGAGGGACGAAAUGGGGAAGGAGAUCUGGGGAGGCAGCGGAGGAAAGGGAAAGCAAUCCCCACACAUUUCCUGCUGCCCCAAAUUUCCUUUCUCUUCAGAAAGGUGCUUGAAGGUUAAGAGUAGAAAGGAGGGGGCCAGCACGCAUUUUUCCUAGCCCCCCAAUUCCCUUCCAUCCCUGCAACUAGAGUCUCAGCCGGCCUGACUCUGGCUCUCGGUGGUCUGCCAGGGGCAGAAUGGCCCCCUCUGCUGCUUCUCCCUCUGGGUGAGCCCUGGCCCCCCCUGCAGAGCAGCGCAGGCGUUGCUUGCGGGACUGCAGCCCCCGCUCUCCCGCUCUGCCCCAUCUCUUCCUCCUGCCCCCCGCUUCCUCUCCCCCCCCCCAUGAGAGCUUGCCUGCACCCACUUGGCUGGGCUUGUUUGCUCAGAGGCGGCCUGCAGCAGGGGAGAAGGCGGGGUGGGGGUGGGCUGCUGUCCUCCUGCCCCUUCUGUGCCCCCCUUCUCCCCCCACUCUGGGUCCCCAAGACCUGUGGGGAACAUCUCUCCCCCUGCCCCAGCCCCAGCCUGGAAGAGUGAGUCCUUCAGGGAGAAGGUUAUUGGCAGAGCAGUCCUGGCGGUGGGCCGGAUGGCAAUGGCGGAUCUGCAAAGCUGCAACAAGUCUGAGCCUGGCGCCCGCCUGCCCCACCUUCCCACACGUGGCUGGGAGCAGGGCGGGGAUCCGGCCCACCCUGCCGGCGCGCUCCAUUCGGAGCAGGGAGUGCAGUGGGGCCAGAGGCAGCAGACACCUUUGCUGCUCCCUCCUCCGAGCGCGUGGGCAUGAGCGGGCAUUCGCGUGGCAAGCGCCGGGCCGGGCGCCGGGGCCUGGUGGGGUCUGGAUCCCUGCGGACCAAGGAGGAGCGGGUGGUGAUGGUCUGUGAGGAGGUGCCCCCCGUGGACUCUGGGCUGCGGGCACAGACGCUGCCACGCUCCAACGGGGCUGGCGAAGAAGGAUGGGCGCUGGCAGGAGGCCGGAACGUCAGCGGCUCCCUCUACUCCGUCCAUUCCACGCUGCGGCUUCAGGAAAUGUAGGAGGGUCUCCUAGCCACCCCCCUGUUCCCCUGAGCUCCCCCCUCUCCUUCCUGUAACUGUGUAUGGGGGUGUCAGUUGGGGGCUUCCUCGCCAGCUUAAGGGAGGCAGUCUGUGCUGAGUCCCACCCUGACUCUGGCCCUGGGGAAUAGGAAGUUCCUUCUCUUAAUUGUGAUUUUUUGGGGGGGGGGCUCCCUCCCAUGGGAUUCCAUAGCUGAGCUUUCUUCUGUGGCUGUUGGUCCCAUCUGGGGCUGGGAAGGAGCAGCAUCUCUGCAGGGGGGGGGGGAGGAUUUUGUUUUUGUUUUGCCCUCCCCUUUGCCCCAUGGCUUGGCUCACUUACCUGAGCACCGCGGGAAGCUUUUUCUGUGCUCUGCCGCCUGGCGUGUGGCGGCUCCUGCUCCUUGCCACCUGGCUGGGAUUGUUGGGGCUUACCUGGAAGGAUACAGCCAGGUGUGAUCCUGCCUUGGGCUGGGCUCUUGCAUCUUGCCGGCGCUUGCCUGCCACUGCUUGCUGCCAGGAGAUGCUUCUGAGCUGAGUGGAGGCCUCUCCCGUCCCCCCCCCCCCCGCUUUAGCCCCAGCACUGAGCAGCCUGUUGCUACAAUUUGUGGGGAGGGGGCUGGGCCAGGCUUCUAAAUUCAGCAUGCCAUGCCCCUGCCCUGAACACCUUUGGGGACUCAAGAAGGUGCAUUUAAACCUGUAUUUUAAAUUGCCCCCCCCCAAUUACGUUUUUACUGUAAUUUUACUAUUGUGAGCCACCCCAAGCCUGGCUCUGGCCUGGGAGGGCAGGGUAUAAAUACAAUUAUUAUUAUUAUUAUUAUUAUUAUUAUUAUUAUUAUUAUUAUUUUGUCCCCCCCCCAUCCAUCCCUUGGGUUUUCUGCUGGACACAAGGACAGAGGGAGAAACACACACCCCCGGAGGUCAAAUGCCUGUUUUCCUGUGGGACUUCUUCAGCCUUUCCGACGUCCAGGAUGCUGCCCCACUGGUGCCCACCAAGGCUCUCCCCAGGCAGAUAGAUAACUCCCCACCCUUUUCACUAUUUUGUGGGCGAUGUUUGGUGUUUGGCCUGUUAGGGAUGGGCAGUCCUGAGUGCUGCCAGUUUUCCUGCUGUCAAAAUGGGUUUGCUUUGGUGUUCAUCGCUGUUCCUUAGAUUUCCAAAUGUGCUGCUGGCCCCCCCAAAGUUGGAAGCCCCUUGAAAGGGUUGGAAGGGCCAUUUGGUGCCCCCCUGCAAUUCAGGAGUGGGAGCUCUGAACCCUCUCCUCUCCCCCCAACAGGCCGAUGCUGAUUGACAUGAACAAAGUGUAUCGCCAGACCAACGUGGAGAACCUGGAGCAGGCCUUCUCCGUGGCCGACCACGAGCUGGGAGUGACGCGGCUGCUGGACCCGGAAGGUGCGUAGGGAUACAGGACAAUCGUGGGGUUGGGGAGGACCCCGAGGGUCAUCCAGCCUCACCCCCUGCCCCGCAGGAGUCGCAGCUCAAGGGGAGUGGGCGCCUGUGUGGGUGGGCAAGUGGGCACAGCCUGGCCGCUCUGUGGAGGGCGUUUGGGGGCUGACGGCCGUUCUCCUGCCCCUUGCAGAUGUUGACGUUCCUCAGCCCGACGAGAAGUCCAUCAUCACCUACGUCUCCUCUCUCUACGACGCCAUGCCUCGCGUGCCUGACGUGGUGGACGGCGUCAAGGCCAACGUGAGUGGGGGGCAUUUGGGGGGGCAGAAGAAGCCUUGGGGGGCUUGGGGUUGGGACCCCCCUCUGACAUCUCCCUCUCGCCCCGCCAGGAGCUGCAGCUGCGCUGGCAGGAGUACUACGAGGUGGUGACGCUUCUCCUGCAAUGGAUCCGGCACCACACGGUGAUCUUUGAGGAGCGCAAGUUCCCCUCCAGCUUUGAGGAGAUUGAGGUGAGAGAUCCACCCCCCAUCUUGGCCCUAGCCCACCUCUCCCACCAAGACUGGGCCCACCUGAGCCCCCCACUGCUCUGCCCCCGCAACCUGGCCCUCCCUGGCAGGACACCCCCCACGACCUUUGUCCCUGCCCCAGUCGCCUGCUUCCAAGCCUGUCCCUCCAGAGGGGCUUCAGGAGCAGGCUGGGUCUCCUGAGUCAGCUCCUCCUCGGCUCCCUUCCCCCUUCCCUGGCUGGCACCGGAUGAAAGGGCAGGCAGUGCGCUCCCUCCUCCUUGGUCAUGAGAGGAUCCUGGCGGCUGCCAGCGUCGGGGCAGGCGUGCCCAGGCAGGGUGCCCAGGGGAAGGAGGCCCAGGAGUGCGAAUUUUACGGGCUGCUCUGGCAGAGGUCCAGGGGGCCAGGCUGAGCGCCGCCCAACAGCAUCCGGGUACCUCUCUGGCCCUGGGCUGCCAUAGAAUCGAAGGACGGUAGAGUUGGAAGGGACCCUGGGGGUCAUCUAGUCCAACCCCCCCUGCAAGGCAGGAGCUGCUAGUUCGGAAGCCACUAGAAAAGCAGAACAGGAGGACUGUGGGGAAGAGGCAUCUCUCAGCGGCUGGACAGGCAAGAGGUCCCAGGCUCAGACUUACCUGAACCCCCAGAGACCCACGGCUGCCAGUCUGUGUGGGCCAUAGGGAGCCAAGGGGACCCCAAGGAACAGACCCACUCCUAAUUCUAUUUCCUGUGCCGGAGAGGGGCAGUGCCAGCCUUUGCCCACAAGCCCCGGAGAGUCCCGCGCUCUGCCCUUCCCCCCCCACUGACCCCCGCUUCCUCCCCCCACCCCAGAUCCUGUGGCGCCAGUUCCUGAAGUUCAAGGAGACGGAGUUGCCCGCCAAGGAGGCCGACAAGAACCGCUCCAAGGCCAUCUACCAGUCUCUGGAGGUGAGGGUGGCUCUUCUCUCCCCGCCCCAUCUUGCUAUGGGGCAGGCUUGGGGAAACGCGUGGGGUAGCGCUGGAUGGGGGCUGCGUUGCGAUCUGGCCAAUGUCCUUUGAUGGCUGGUUAACCCUUUAACGGGGGGCCUGUUUAGGCCGUGGGGGGGGGGACAGGUCCAGGUCUUCAGAGGCCAGUCCCCUCCCCCCGGCAGUUUGCAGACCCCAGUGCAGCGACAGGACAGCUGCUUGGCAUGCAGAAGGUCCCAGGUUCAACGCUCUCCAGCGUCUCUCUCUCUUUGGGCCUGGAGGAGGUGGAGCGAUCCUGGCUCUGGGCCUGCACCAGGCGGGGUCUGGCUGCCAUUGGCCAGCAGGGGAGGUCAGCCCAGGAACGUGGGCACAAGGUCCGAGCCCCUCCUGGCCUGGACUUUGGGUGAGCCUUGAAGCACCCCCUGAGCCAGAAAGAAGAGGUGCCCCCCACACGUAUAGGCCCCUUGGGGCUCAUAGGAGCAUAGAGUUGUAGGAAGGGACCCCACGUGUCAUCUAGUCCAGCCCCUGCAGUGCGGGCCGCCCAGCUGAUCUGCCUUUCCUGUGACCGUUGUGUCCUCGUUUCUCUUGCCCCAUGGCAGCCGUCUGUCCAGUCUGGGCAGCUGAAGGUUCCUCCCGGCUACCACCCACUGGACGUGGAGAAGGAGUGGGGCAAGCUGCACGUGGCCAUCCUGGAGCGAGAGAAGCUUCUGCGCUCCGAGUUCGAGAGGUGGGGCAGCUGUGCAGUUGGGCCCUUGGGCUGAGUCUGCCUGCCUGGGGGGCGGAGGCACAGGGAGAGGGUGCCACUCCCUCCUUCCUUGGUGGGGGGGGAGGGAGCACGAGAGUCCGGCUGGGUCCCUCCCCCUCCCUCCCUCCCUCCCUCUCCCCCCUCCGCCCCAACCGGCUGCCAGCCCAGCCCAGCUUUAAUGGGAAACACACGGUUGGUGACUCAUCUGCGCCGCCGAUCUCUUCAGGAAACGGCACAGCUUGAACCGCAGAGUCAGGCCGGGGAGGCAGCCGAGAGCAGCAUCAGGAACAGCUGCUGGUGGGCCCCGGGGCUCCGCUUUUGCUGGGGGGGGGCUGGGGAGGCCGGUGGGAGAUGCCCAGAGGUGGGGGUGCAAGCGGAUCAGCCGCUGGGAGGCGCCUGCACUGACCUGUCGCCUUUCCCUCCUCCAGGUUGGAGCGCCUGCAGCGCAUUGUCAGCAAACUUCAGAUGGAGUCGGGUCUCUGCGAGGAGCACCUCAACCAGGCGGACACCCUCCUGCAGUCGGUGAGACGCCCUUUCUGUUCCCGGCCCCCCCAGUGUGGGCUGGGCCCCUCCUUGGGCCCCGGACCUUGGGGCGGUCUGCUCUGCAGGGCCGGCUGGUGAGCCGCUUCCCCUUCUCCCCGCAGGACAUCCGCCUGCUGGCUGCAGGGAAGGCGCCCCAGAAGUCGGCCGAGAUCGAGCGCGACCUGGACAAAGCCGAUGCCAUGAUCCGCCUGCUCUUCAACGAUGUGCAGGCGCUCAAGGACGGACGCCACCCGCAAGGGGAGCAGAUGUACCGCAGGUCAGCAGCGCUGCUCCUCCUCCGGCCCCCGCAGGGCUUCCUGUGGCCCCCACGGGCCUCUGCUCACUCCAUGCUUGCCUGGGCUGCUCUGCAAAAGCCAAGAGCGCCCCCCUGUGCCUGAUGGCAGCAGGUGGUAGUGCAGGGUGAAUGCUCCUCAGUGAUGUGCCAAGGGGUGUCUGGCAUGAGCAGGGGGUCCCCUCCCCAGAAUGUGAAGGCAGGUGCUUAGCGCCCCCUUGUGGCAACUUACACCCAGCAUCUAGUCCGCUGAAUGCACCCCAUUGCUGCUGCUGCUGCUGCCAGGAGGUGCCCCCUGCCAGGCGACUCCCCCGCUGCCCCCGCUCACCGCCCCCUUCCUCCCGCAGGGUCUACCGCCUGCACGAGCGCCUGGUGGCCAUCCGCACGGAAUACAACCUGCGCCUGAAGUCUGGGUCGGCCCCCAUCGCCCAGGUCACGGUGCCCGUCACGCAGCGCCCGCGCCAGGAGCUGGACGACGUCACCCUGCGCUACCUGCAGGACCUGCUGGCCUGGGUGGAGGACAACCAGCGGCGCCUGAACGCGGCCGAGUGGGGCGUGGACCUGCCCACCGUGGAGUCUCAGCUGGGAAGCCACCGCGGACUCCACCAGUCCAUCGAGGAGUUCCGCGCCAAGAUCGAGAGGGCAAGAGCGGAUGAGGUGAGGGCCCCCCAUUGCCAGCUGCCCUCCCCGCAGCACUGCCUGGCCUUAGAGUUGAAAGGGACCCCCGAGGGUCUACUAGUCCAGCCCUCUGCAAUGCAAGAAUCGCAGAAAUGGGACCCUGACCCUGUUGCCUAUUGUUAACAGGAAUAAUAUUAUUGCACCCACCAUAAUUGUCCCUCUGAAAGGAGGAAAGUUUUUUGGGGGGUAGGAAGUCAUCUGAAAUGUGGGUUUUUCCCUUUUGGUCACCAGGACUGUAAGCUCCGUUCCACUGCUCAAACCAAUUCUAGGGGCAGCACAUCCUUUUUGCCCUCUGCCUCAGCUCUGCCUUGGAGGCAGGGGUGUCUAAGGAGAAGCCAAAUAAUUCCCCCAUGCCUCCCCCCACUUGGUGGGCAUGCCGUGCCCAAGGUGCCAGGCAGAGGCAGCUCCCUCUCCAUUGCCCCCCCCCCAAUUUCAUGUGCAGAGGGGAGGGGGGUUGUGGGGUGGUGCUGUGCGCCUGCCCUUGUUACUGCCAUGUGUCUGCUGCCUGUCCUGGAACUCUCCGCCUUUUUCUUCCUUCCUUCUCUCCCCCCCCCCCAGGCCCAGCUCUCCCCCGGCCCACGAAGUGCCUACCGGGACUGCCUGAACAAGCUGGACUUGCAGUAUGCCAAGCUGCUGGUGAGGAGCAUGUGGGCUGAGGGCAGGGAGGGGGAGGGGCUGGAUCCCGGUCUCUCCAGGGAAUGAACAGGAUCUCCUUUCUCCUCCUGGACCCUGUGCGUGAUCAUCACCUGAGGCUUUUCUUCAGGUGCCUCUUCCACAAGAGAGCUGGAGGGCCUUUUCUGUGGUGGCUCCCCACUUGUGGGAUGCUCUCCCUAGGGAUUCUUGCCAGGCACCUUCAUUGCAUAUCUUUAGGUACCAGGCAAAGACAUUCCUCUUCUCCCAGGCCUUUGGCUACAUAAGCAGUCCGUGGCCUUUUAAAUUGUUGGGAGGGGGGGUUAAUUUUUUUUAAAAAAAAUAUUGUGCAUUUUGCAUUUUGAUGAUGUCAACUGCCCUGUGGAGUUUGGAAAAAGAGCAGUAUAUACAUUUGCUUAAUAAUAAUAAUAAUAAUAAUAAUAAUAAUAAUAAUGGACAUGGUUCCUUGUAUGUGCCUGUCCUCCAAAAUGUGGGUCUUGGCACUCAGAAGAGAAGCCAAAUGGGGCUUGUGGGCAGGAGAGCCCAGGCAAAUGAAGGAAAGAGGGCAAAUCCUUUCCCUACCUUGCACAGCCCAGUCUUGGGACUCUCCUUGGUGUUGGCCCCUUCUCCCCUCCCUGUUUUUUCGAAUGGAAUCCCAACAUCCUUCCCAGCCUGGAGGACGGGUUGGCGAGGGCAGGCUGCCCCCUUGUGGUGCUGGGACCCCAGAGGGAGGAGGAGGAGAGGGUGCCCCUGUGCGCAUGCAGAAGGAGGCCGGGCGCCUGACCCCGUCCCCGCUGUGCCCUUGCAGAACUCCUCCAAGGCCCGCCUGCGCCACCUCGAGAGCCUGCAGGCGUUUGUGGCGGCUGCCACCAAGGAGCUGAUGUGGCUGAACGAGAAGGAGGAGGAGGAGGUCAACUACGACUGGAGCGAGCGCAACAGCAACAUGGCCGCCAAGAAGGAGAGCUACUCCGUAAGGCCCCGUCCUCUCGGGGUGGGGGGUGGGAGGUGGUUGGGGGGGCUGCCGCCCUUUGCCCGCUGACUGUGCCUUUUCUGCCCCGUCCCCCAGGGCUUGAUGCGGGAGCUGGAGCAGCGGGAGCGGAAGAUCAAGGAGAUCCAGAGCACGGGAGACCGGCUGCUGAGGGAGGAGCACCCGGGCAAGCAGACUGUGGAGGUGAGGCUGGGCGCGUGGCCAGGCAGGAUCGGGGCCCGGUGGGGAGCGAGGCUUGCCAGCGGGUCCCAUGACGGCUGCAGCUCGUGAUGGCUGUGGUUGCCUCUGCCACGUGGGCCUCACGAGGCCUCGGCGGGGAGCCACAUCCUGGCAUUAUCUCUCCGGGGGGGGGGGCUCUUGCCACACAACCCCCCCCCCAAUGUCUCACAAGACACAGGGGAGCUGAGCUGGGUGGGUGUGCCCCACCCCACUUUCCUGCCCCCAGCUCCUGCCCCAUGGCUGAGUUUCUCUCUCUCCCCCUUUCCAGGCCUUCCAGGCUGCCCUGCAGACCCAGUGGAGCUGGAUGCUCCAGCUCUGCUGCUGCAUUGAGGCCCACCUGAAGGAGAACACCGCCUACUUCCAGGUAUCUUGGGCGGGGGGCUGGCCGGGCAGGACUCCCGCUGCUCCUCUGGGGCUGGGCUGCUCCCCUUCUCCCCUGCAGCCAGCCAGCUGCCCUCCUGCGAAUGCUCUGGGGCCCCCAUUGUCCCUGGGGAGGAGGGGGCACCUCUGGGUAGCUUUCUUCUUGCCAGAGGCAGCUGGGCGUCUCCUCACCCGCCUCUCCCUCUGUCUCUCCCCAAGUUCUUCUCCGACGUGAAGGAGGCGGAGGAAUUCCUGCGCAAGACCCAGGAGACCAUGCGGAAGAAGUUUGUCUGCGACCGCUCCAUCACCGUCACGCGCCUGGAGGACUUGCUGCAGGACUCCCUUGUGAGUGUGGCCCCUUUGCACUGUCAAAGGACAUUUCCUGGGCUCACUGGGAUAGCCAAACAAAGACAGCCGCCGGGAGUAUAGAAGCAAAACAGCAGCCUGUAGGCCUGGUCUUUAUUCCAGACUCUUGCAACAGGACUUCCAUGCGGUGGCCUGGGAGAAGCCCCGAAAAAAGGGAUGCUUCCUCUUUUAUAAGUUUUCCCUUUUCCCUAUAAAAGCAUCAUGCACACAUCAUAGAUACAUUAUGCAUGUGGCACAAACUGGGAGGGGUUUCUGGCAGAAACUGGUUCAUCAGGUUUUCCCCCAACCCUCCUUGCCCACCACCCAUCGAGUGAUACAAUAGGAAUAUAUUUACAAGUUCCUGGUAUUCCCGGUCAGGUCCAAGAACUUAAUCCAUUCCUGGAGGGUCUUCUGUUGUCUGUGGGAUGUCUACCUGUCUGGCACCCAUUUGCCAGGAUGCCAGUGUGAUUUUCUCCCAGGCAAGGAGGCUGCUGAGUAUGUGGUCUCAGGCUCAAGGGAUUAUGGCUGCCCACAUCCCAGACUCCCCCCUUGCUAGCCAUUCCUUUCCUGAACAGUGGAAUGGUGCAAAUCCGAUACUGGAGCGAUUUUAUAUGAGUUUCUGAAGUUUUCCCAUUGAGCCUUACAUAGAUACAUUUAUCAGUGAAUUGUUGCAUUUGGUAAUGUGCAGCUGAGGCCCUUUGAAAAGAGAUAGGGGGAAACUGUGUGAUGAAGUGUUUUGUGGGGACAUUUGCAGGAGUGAUUGUGCUGAUACUGGUAGUGUGUGUGUGUGGGGGGGGCGCUGUAUGAUGUCUGCUGGAGGGGCAAAGCCUCCUUUCAACCUUUACAUAAAUUCUGGUAACCCCCCCCCCGUACCCUGCAGGCGUUAGGGGGCUCUAUGGGUCUCUUCCAGCUCUACUCCCCUAUGAGUCUAACUCUCUUCCUCUCCUGCCGCCCCUCUUUGUGCCCCCCAUGCCAGGAGGAGAAGGAGCACCUGGCUGAGUACCAGGGUCAGCUGGCUGGGCUGGCCAAGCGAGCCAAGGCCAUUGUCCAGCUGAAGCCACGCAGCCCCAGCACCGCCCUCAAGGGACGACUGCCUCUCCAGGCUGUCUGCGACUACAAGCAGAUGGAGGUGAGCGGGGUGGGGGUCACGUGUCCGGAAACCGGGUGGGGGCGGCAAACUGGGUCUGGGGUGCAUCUUUUGAGGCUGCUCACUUCCUCCCCCCUCCCCAGAUCACGGUGCACAAGGGCGACUCCUGCACCCUCCUCAGCAACGCCCAGCCGUACAAGUGGAAGGUGCUCAACGCGGCUGGGAGCGAGGCCACUGUGCCCUCCAUUGUCUUCCUGGUGCCCCCACCCAACAAGGAGGCCCUGGAGGCCGUCAGCAGGUGAGUCAGCCUCACCCCCCCAACCCCCUUGCUUUCCUUUCUCCUUGAGGGCGUGGGGGGCAGAUUAGAAACCGUGAUUAAAUCCUCGGAUCGUAUCAGCAGAGAGAGAUAUCGCUGAAGCUUCCACUGCCGCAAACUCAUGCGAACAUCAAAAGAGCUGGAUCAGGCCCACGGGGGGCCCUUCUAGCCCAGCCUCCUCUUCUCACAGUGGCCAACCAGAUGCCUCAGUGGGAAAGCCACAAGCAGGAUGUGGGCACAAGAGACACCCCCCCCCCACUGCAGUGGGUGCAGGAGCAGUGCUGCCUGCAGCUCUGGAGGGCAAAGCAGAGCCAUGACAGAUAGUGGCCAUCCAUAGACACCCCCCAGGGCCUCUGCCCUGCCCCCCCGGCCCCACUUGAGGAGGAGAGCUGCUGUACUGCUCCUUGGGCUCUGGGGGUGGCAUGGGGGCACUCUGCCUCUCUGCCCGCUCUUCUCUCGACCCUGGGGAACUCCCAAGCCCCAAGAUGGUUCUGCAGCCGCCUUUUCCUCUUUGCCUGCAGGUUGGAGGGCAGCCACCAGAGCCUGCUGACCUUCUGGCACCAGCUGCACAUCGACAUGCAGAGCCUCCUCUCCUGGCAGUACCUGCAGAGGGACAUCCAGCAGAUCCAGUCCUGGUCGCUGCUCAUAGUGAGGACCGGGUGCUAAGGAGCCUCUUGGGGGGUGGGUGGGUUGGGCCCGCCAGGUGGGCUCGAGGGGGGAGGGAAGGGCCCCCUCCUGACCUGGCCUCUUCCCCUCCCCCAGUUCCGGACGAUGCCCCCCGAGGAUUACCGGAAGACCUUGCGCAGCCUGGAGACCCACUACCAGGAGUUCCUGCGCAACAGCCAGGACUCCCAGAACUUCCUGCCGGAUGACCGGCUGCACGUGGAGCGCGAAUACACCCUCUGCAGCCAGAAGUAUGAGAUGCUGCUGCGUGGCCUGGAGAAAGGUGAGGCGCCCCGUGGCUCUUCCAUGGGGGGGGGGGGAGCUCCCUGGCAUCUGCAGCCAAACAAAUCUCCUGGGUCCCCAGAGACAUAGAAUCAGAUUUUUAGAGGAGGAAGAGACCCCAAGGGGUACCCUGUCCAAUCCCUGCAAUGCAGGAGUCGCAGCUAGAGACAGGCAGCCAGGCGGCCACUACUUAAAAGCCCACGAUCUUCCGAGGCCGCCUGCCUGCUUCCCAGGUUCCUGGGGGGCUGCUUCGUCUUGCUUUGAGUUCCUUCAAAGUCUACAAUUCUGUGUGCCCUCCCUCCUGCCUGAAUUGCCUCCCCAUGACAAUAAUAAUAAUAAUAAUAAUAAUAAUAAUAAUAAUAAUAAUAAUAAAUUUUAUUUAUACCCCACCCUCCCCAGCCAAGACUGGGCUCAUGGUGGCUAACACCCAAUAUAUAAAAACAAAUUAAUUGAAAUACAACUUAAAAACAAGAUUAAAAUAUUAAAAUACAGCCUCAUUUCAAUGGAAACUCAAAUCAAAAACUUUUUGGGGGAUGAAAACGUCCAGACUUCACCAAGGCUAACUUUCCAGACUGGUCCUACAUGGGCCAGAAAAAAGCCAGGGAAGUCCCCAAAGAGGAGGUGUUGCAGGCAGAGGGUGUUCUCCAACCGUCCUUCCAUCCCUGCUCAACUGGACCCCGGCCAGCCCCCUUUCCUCCCACAGGCUGGCUUUGGAGGCCUGGCCCAGGAGACCCCCCUCUCCCCUUGUGCCCCUUCCCCACACUGGAAGCUGCGUCUGCCGGCUCCUCCACUCAGCUGGACUUGGUUUGCUUGGGGCCGCAGGGGAGCAGGAGGAGUCUCUCUGCAGGAACUUCAUCUCUCAGCUGAAGGACAUCCGCCUGCAGCUGGAGGGCUGCGAGUCCCGCACCAUCCACAAGAUCCGCUCUCCGCUGGACAAGGACCCUGCCAAGGAGUGUGCCCAGCGCAUCAGUGACCAGCAGGUACUGCCCCCCCCAUGCAUCCCUUCCUACCCCUGCAGGAAAGCAGCUGCUGCCGAGUCUGACGCUGCUACUGCCAGUGCGGAUCCUGACCCCGCUUUGUGGCUUCACUGCGGUCCUCAUUCUGCUCCCUCCUCUGCCUCGCUCCUCCCUCUAGCAAAUCCACCUGGAACUGGAGGGCAUCAAGAAGAACCUGGGCAAAGUGAGCGCCAAGACAGAGGAGGUGUUGGCGCAACCAGAGCAGGCCAGCUCGGCCCCCACCCUCCACUCGGAGCUGGACAUCACCCUGCAGAAGAUGGACCAGGUGUACAGCCUCUCCAGCAUCUACCUGGAAAAGUAGGUCCUCCUCUCACCUGGGACUCUGUCUGCUCACCUGGGCAGCUGGGAGUGGCCAGGAGCUGCUUCCGCUUCCCAAGGCCUUUGGUGCCCUCUUCCCUUGGGUCUGGUGGGGGCCCUUCUCUGCACCUGCUGCCCGGACGAUGGGGCUGCUUUUGCAUCCUCCGUCUACUGUCUCCUUUCUCCCAUUGGCUCUUUCACUGGUCUUGGUCUUUGUUUGCCCAACCUGUGAAAACAUUUGGGAGCUGAACCUGUGAGGAAGGGAUAUUUGUGGGGUGGGUGGUGAGAGCCUCUUGGCUCUUCUUCCGCAGGGGAAGCAGGUUGCCUCAUCCACAUGGACCCACCUGGUCCUUGACCUUGCCGUCCCCCCGGCCCUUCUGUGGGUGCCCUCGCCAGGUGAGCGAUGGGAGGUGCCUAGGAGGUGCCUUCUCAGUAGUAACCCCCGUUGCAGCAUCUCAGCACCUGCCUGAAGGUCAUUUUGGUGCCAGGCAAAUCACUUUUUCUUGCUCCAGGCCUUUUUGCAUGGCGCUGCCGCUCUGGCUGGGUUUUGCUCUCUUGCUGUUUUGAAUUGACGUAGCGCCUCCUCCUUUUGUGCCAAACCCAUAAAAUUCUCCUAUUCAGCCAUUCAUUUGCAUCACAAAUAAAUGCAGCAUUUGAAAGCAGCCCUGUGGAGGGACAUUUUUUAAUGUUGGAUGUUUAUUCUGCUUUUAUAUUUGCUGGAAGCCGCCCAGAGUGGCUGGGGUGCAAAUAAUAAAAUUACUAUUAUUAUUAAGCGACCACCCAUGUCACAACUUUUGCACGCUGCUAUCGGGUGUCUGGAGCAAAUGGGAGGCCGCUUGGGCUCUCCUUCCCUUCCGACGCAAACCUCCAGCUCCCCUCUUCUCGCCCCACAGGCUGAAGACCAUCAACCUGGUGAUCCGCAGCACGCAAGGGGCAGAGGAGCUGGUCCGCAAGUACGAGGAGCAGCUGAAGGAUGUGCAAGCAGUGCCCUCUGACCUCAAGGCCCUGGAGGCCACCAGGACGGAGCUGAAGGUGCCUGCUUGGGCCAGGAGGGCGGGGAGAUGGGAGGGGGCCCGGCCCCAGCCGCUCCUUGAGAGGAGGCCUGACCCUGUGCAUCUUCCUCCGCAGAGGCUGCGUGGUCAGGUGGAAGGGCACCAGCCCAUCUUCAGCACCCUGGAGGCCGACCUGGGCAAGGCCAGCGAGGUGAACGAGCGGAUGGUGCAGGGCCACAGCGAGAGGGACAUUGACCUGGACCGCUACCGGGAGCGGGUGCAGCAGCUGCUGGAGCGCUGGCAGGCCAUCCUGGCCCAGAUCGACCUGCGCCAGAGGGAGCUGGACCAGCUGGGGCGCCAGCUGCGCUACUACCGCGAGAGCUACGACAGCCUCAUCCAGUGGAUCCAGGACGCCCGGCAGCGCCAGGAGAGCCUCCAGGCCAUUCCCGUCACCAGCAGCAAGGGCGUGCGGGAGCAGCUGCUGCAGGAGAAGGUGAGGCAGCCCAGCCCAGCCCAGCCCUGCCCUGCCCUGAGCCUGCAGCUCUAUCUCAUCGCUGGGGGAAGCGGAGGCUCCCCAGGCCUCUGUCAUUGCCUCCCUGGUGGUGGCCUGUCCUCUGCUGAUUUUUUGGGGGGCCCUCUUGGGUCCAUGGGGAGGCUGCCAGCGUCGCCUCAUGGGGUGGCUCAUGUAGGGGUGAGCGAAAGCUCUGAGCGACUGCUCCUGGCCUUCCCUCUGGGUGAAGCUGUCUGAAGGGCUCUUGGCGGCCCACCAGCUAAAGCACAGCCCCCCACCCCACGAAUCCCCUCGCCUGAUCUGUAAGGGCACGGGUUGGCAUGGCAGUGGUCGUUCCUCAGCCCAGAGCAUUUCAGCUGAUCACAGCUGGCUGCGUGGUCCCUUCCCUGCCCAUCCUCUCCCUGCGGGGCGACUGACAGCUGUCUUUGUCUCCCUAGAAACUCCUGGAGGAAUGUGAGCGCAACCGGGAGAAAGUGGAGGAGUGCCAACGCUUUGCCAAGCAAUACAUAGAUGCCAUCAAGGUGAGGCAGCUGGGGGGCAGAGAGGCUGGGGUCCCGUGCAAAUGGAGGAGGAGAGUUGGGGCUUCCAGGCGCUGACGCUGACGCUGCCCCUUCCCCCUUCUUACAAGGAUUAUGAGCUCCAGCUGGUGACCUACAAGGCGCAGGUGGAGCCAGUGGCCUCUCCAGCCAAGAAGCCAAAAGUUCAGUCGGCCUCAGACAGCAUCAUCCAGGAGGUGAGAGGGGCACGCUUGGGUGGGGGCUGGGGGGAGAGGGACCCUGGAGCCAUCCUGGGCAGCAGGCACAGUGGAGAUAUGCCACACAAGGCAGACUGAGUUUUCCCGCCAUAGAAUCAUAGAGUUGAAGGGGACCCCAAGGAUCCUCUAGUCCACCCCCCUGCAAUGCAGGCAUCUCAGCUAAAGUGUCCAUGACAGAUGGCCAGCCAAGCUCUGCUUAAUAACCUCCAAAGAAGGAGAGUCCACAACUUCCCAAGGGAGACCGUCCCCCUGUCAAACAGCUCUUACUGCCAGAAAGUUUCCCCUGAUGUUCAGUGGGAAUCUCCUUUCUUGUAACUUGAAGCCAUUGGCUUGGAUUCUACCCUCCAGAGCAGGAGAAAACAAGCAUGUUCCCUCUUCCAUGUGACAGCCCUUGAGAUAUUUGAUGGAUGAGUGGAAAUGGGCUUCUGACCAUGUGCUAGAUAUUUGCCUUUAGAGAGAUCUUUUUCUCACUCUGCCUUGUAUUGCUAAAAGAAUUGGCAGGAGAUCCAGAACAGACAAAAGGAAAGGCUCCUUUGCUCACUGCAUAUUUAGGACUGUGGAACUCACUGCACCAGGAUGUGCAGGGAUGGCUGCCAGUUUUGAUGGCUUUGGAAAGAGAAAGGCACAGAGGAGGAGGAGAAGCUCCUGAGUGGCAACUAAGCCACGUUCUGUCUCCAAAUGCCAGUCCCUGGGGAGCAGGAGCAGAAGAGGCCUUCUGAGGUGGCUCUCUCUGGCCGAGUCCAGUCAGGGGCCUUGGAAGGCCUGGGGGGCUGUAGUCUCGCCCCCCACCCCGCCGUGACCUUGCUGCUUUCUGGUCUCCCAGUACGUGGACCUGCGGACGCGCUACAGUGAGCUGACCACGCUGAGCAGCCAGUACAUCAAGUUCAUCACUGAGACGCUUCGGCGGCUGGAGCAGGAGGAGGUGAGUGUGCCGCCCGUGGGAGGAGGGAUGGGGGGCAGCAUGCCUUGGCUGCUUCCUUCUUCACUUGCCCCCCCCCUCGCGGUCCAUCCUGGGCCAGAGCAUCCCUCUUGCCUGACUGCCUCUUCCGCAUGACUAACGCUGGACCGCGAGGCCCCCUAACCCGCCGGGGGGGCUCCUCCGCUGGGCCUGUCCUGUCUGCCAGAGGCACUUCCCAGAUACACACUUAGUACAGCUGCACCUGCUUCUUGGGCGGGGGCUCCUUCCCGCCCGGUUCUCCUGUCCUGUCCUCUUCUGCUCUGAAAUGCUCCUCUGUAACCUUUCUAACUCUUGAUUUCUGCCCUCUGGAAGUCCAGCCACUUUGCCAGUGCUGUGUCUUGGGGGAUGUUUGUAUUGGUUGGGGAUCUAAUGGAGGGUUAAAAACCAGGAGGAUCCGGGCCUUUUCUGCAUCAGGUACUCCACUCUGCGCAUGCCGACCCCCCCCACAUGGACCCUGUUCCCUGCGCACACCUUGCUUCUCCCUCCCCCCCUCCUGCAACUCCUGUGGGCCGAACCAUUUGUGGUUCCUAGUAGGUUGAGAAGGAAGGGCAGAAAUUCAGAUGCAACUGAGAAGGAGAGUUUUUUGGAGCGGGAUGGGGGGGAGUCCUAGUCCUGCCCACCGUCUGGAGGCAGCCAGGAGAAUGGAGGGGGGUUGCCAUCACCGCUGCCCUGCUGCGAUCACCUGCCAUUCCUGCCACCGCCUGUGUUCUCCAGCCAGGAAGUGCCGGCCUCUUGGGCUGAGAAUUCGGGGCUUCUGUCUCUGUGGUGCACUCUGUGCACGCUCCGUUUCCCCCUCCCUCCCUGCCUCGUGGGGAGCGGAGCAAGGGAGCGGACCCCUGGGCUUUCCACCCGGUCAAGCGUUCUUCACUUCUCCCCUGGCCCCCCCUGCAGGUGUUCCUUGGGGCAUCUGGAGGGCAGGCCUGGGACCUGGCGAUGAAGUUGGCAGCCUUUGUGAGCCUGCAGGGGGCCGCCCGGGGGCCGUGGGGCUUUCUACCUUCUUGCCGCACCCUUCCUCGCCUCACACCCCACGUUGGGCUGGCUCCUCCUCCCCACCUUUGCUGAGCGGAUGGGUCUUCCCUGUUGCCACAGUUUGGGCUGUCGGUGGGGGGAGUCUCUGCCUGGAUGGCAUCUUGCUUCUCGCUGCCUGGUGAGCCUGGUGGAGGUGUGCCAACUGCUCUCUUCGUCCUGCAGCCAUUUUGUCUUCCGUUGUGUGUGUCUUUGCCAUCGUCUUGCGUCCGUCUCUCCAUCCAUCCAUCCAUCCAUCCAUCCAUCCAUCCGUCAUCCUUGGUUUGUGGGUCUUCCCUGCUUUCUUGCCUGUCGUACUAAGUGAGAGACGUGAGCGCCAGCUUCUCCCGACUGCCACACGUCUUCCCGCAGCCUCCUGGGAAGAGCCGCCACCACCGCCACACCAUGCCCCCCACCCCUGCCCCUCUCGCUCACCCCCUGCUCCAAUCUCUCUCUUGUGUGAUCUUUCUCUCUCUCUCCCCCCCUUCUCUCUGCUCCCUUUCCCUCCCGCAGAAAACCGCAGAGAAGCUGAAGGAGGAGGAGCGGAAGCGCCUGGCCGAGGUGGAGGCGCAGCUGGAGAAGCAGAAGCAGCUGGCGGAGGCCCAUGCGCAGGCCAAGGCGCAGGCCGAGAGGGAGGCCCAGGAGCUGCAGCGGCGAAUGCAGGAGGAGGUCAGCCGGAGGGAGCUGGUGGCCGUGGACGCCGUGCAGCAGCAGCAAACCAUCCAGCAGGAGCUAAAGCAGAUGAAGCUCAGCUCGGACGCACAGAUCCAGUCCAAGCUCAAGGUGAUCGAGGAGGCCGAGAUCAACCGCCGGAAGGUGGAGGAGGAGAUCCACAUCAUCCGCCUGCAGCUGCACGCCACCGAGAAGCAGAAGGCGGCCGCGGAGGGAGAGCUGCAGGCGCUGCGGGACAGUGCUGAGGAGGCCGAGCGCCAGAAGCGCCUGGCCCAGGAGGAGGCUGAGCGCCUGCGCAAGCAGGUCAAGGAUGAGGCCCAGAAGAAGAAGGAGGCGGAGGACGAGCUGAAGCGCAAGGUGCAGGCUGAGCAGCAGGCCGCCCGCGAGAAGCAGAAGGCCCUGGAGGACCUGCAGAAGCUGCGCCUGCAGGCGGAGGAGGCCGAGCGCAGAAUGAAGCAGGCCGAGCUGGAGAAGGAGCGGCAGGUGCACGUGGCCCAGGAGAUGGCGCAGAAGAGCGCCGAGGCAGACCUGCAGAGCCGGCGCCUCUCCUUUGCCGAGAAGACGGCGCAGCUGGAGAUGUCCCUCCAGCAGGAGCACAUCACGGUCACCCACCUGCAGGAGGAGGCCGAGAGGCUGAAGAAGCUGCAGCUGGACGCGGAGGCGUCUCGCGAGGAGGCCGAGAAGGAGGUGGAGAAGUGGCGCCAGAAGGCCAACGAGGCGCUGCGCCUGCGGCUCCAGGCGGAGGAGGUGGCCCACAAGAAGGCCCUGGCACAGGAAGAGGCUGAGAAGCAGAAGGAGGACGCGGAGCGCGAGGCCCGGAAGCGGUCGAAGGCCGAGGAGUCCGCCCUGCGCCAGAAGGAGCUGGCUGAGGAGGAGCUGGAGAAGCAGCGGAAGCUGGCUGAGGGCACCGCCCAGCAGAAGUUCCUGGCGGAGCAGGAGCUCAUCCGCUUGAAGGCCGAGAUGGAGAACGGGGAGCAGCAACGGCUGCUGCUGGAGGAGGAGCUCUUCCGCCUCAAGAACGAGGUGAACGAAGCCAUCCAGAAGCGCAAGGAGCUGGAGGAGGAGCUGGCCAAGCUGCGGGCCGAGAUGGAGCUGCUGCUGCGGAGCAAGACCAAAGCAGAAGAGGAGACCCGCUCGACCAGCGAGAAGUCCAAGCAGAUCCUGGAGGCCGAGGCCAACAAGCUGCGGGAGCUGGCGGAGGAGGCGGCCCGGCUGCGUGCCCUCUCGGAGGAGGCCAAGCGGCAGCGGCAGCUCGCGGAGGAGGAGGCCGGCCGGCAGCGGGCAGAGGCCGAGCGGAUCCUCAAGGAGAAACUGGCGGCCAUUAAUGAUGCCUCGCGGCUAAAGGCGGAGGCCGAGAUUGCCCUGAAGGAGAAGGAGGCCGAGAACGAGCGGCUGCGGCGGCUGGCGGAGGACGAGGCCUACCAGCGGAGGCUGCUGGAGGAGCAGGCCGCCCAGCACAAGCAGGACAUUGAGGAGAAGAUCACUCAGCUGAAGAAGUCCUCUGACGGUGAGCUGGAGAGGCAAAGGACCAUCGUGGACGAGACGCUCAAGCAACGGCGCAUCAUCGAGGAGGAGAUCCGCAUCCUCAAGAUCAACUUUGAGAAGGCCUCUGUGGGGAAGACGGACCUGGAGCUGGAGCUGGGCAAGAUCAAGCAGAACGCUGAGGAGAUCCAGCGCAGCAAGGAGCAGGCCGAGAAUGAGGCUGAGAGGCUGCGGCAACUGGCCCUGGAGGAGGAGAACCGCCGCCGGGAGGCUGAAGCCAAGGUCAAGCAGAUCCUGGCUGCUGAGCAGGAUGCAGCCCGUCAGCGCAAGGCAGCCCUGGAGGAGGUGGAGCGGCUGAAGGCGAAGGUGGAGGAGGCCAAGAGGCAGAAGGAGGUGGCGGAGAAGGAGUCCGAGAGGCAGAUCCAGCUGGCCCAGGAGGCUGCCCAGAAAAGGAUUGCGGCAGAAGAGAAGGCCCACUUGGCCGCCGUGCAGCAGAAGGAGCAGGAGCUGCUGCAGAGCAGGCAGCAGGAGCAGAGCAUCCUGGACAAGCUGAGGGAGGAAGCUCUGAGGGCCAAGAAGGCGGCCGAGGAAGCAGAGUUUGCGCGGGUCAAGGCGGAGCAGGACGCAGCCCUGUCCCGGCAGCUGGUGGAGGAAGCUGAGCACAUGAAGCAGCGGGCGGAGGAGGAGGCCCAAGCCAAGGCCAAGGCCCAGGAGGAUGCGGAGCAGCUCCGGAAGGAGGCUGAGCUGGAGGCGGCCAGGAGGGCCCAGGCGGAGCAGGCGGCCCUCAAGCAGAAGCAGCUGGCGGACGCCGAGAUGGAGAAGCACAAGAAGUUUGCGGAGCAGACCCUGCGGCAGAAGGCCCAGGUGGAGCAGGAGCUAACCAAGGUCAAGCUUCGGCUGGAGGAGACGGACCACCAGAAGAACAUCCUGGAGGAGGAGCAGCAGCGGCUGAAGAACGAGGUGACGGAGGCCAUGAAGCAGAAGGCGCAGGUGGAGGAGGAGCUCUUCAAGGUGAAGAUCCAGAUGGAGGAGCUGGUCAAGCUGAAGCUGCGCAUUGAGGAGGAGAACAAGAUCCUCAUCAUGAAGGACAAGGACAACACCCAGAAGUUCCUGGCGGAGGAGGCGGAGAAGAUGAAGCAGGUGGCGGAGGAGGCCGCCCGGCUGAGUGUGGAGGCGCAGGAGGCCGCGCGCAUGCGCAAGCUGGCGGAGGAGGACCUGGCGCAGCAGCGGGCGCUGGCGGAGAAGAUCCUGAAGGAGAAGAUGCAGGCGGUGCAGGAGGCCACGCGGCUGAAGGCCGAGGCGGAGAUGCUGCAGAAGCAGAAGGAGCUGGCGCAGGAGCAGGCCAAGAAGCUGCAGGAGGACAAGGAGCAGAUGCAGAUGCAGCUGGCCGAGGAGGCCGAGGGCUUCCAGAAGACCCUGGAGGCGGAGCGCCGCCGGCAGCUGGAGAUCACGGCCGACGCCGAGCGCCUGAAGGUGCAGGUGACAGAGCUGAGCCUGGCGCAGGCCAAGGCCGAGGAGGAGGCCAAGCGCUUCAAGAAGCAGGCGGAGGAGAUCAGCCGCAAGCUGCACGACACGGAGCUGGCCACGCGGGAGAAGGUGACGCUGGUGCAGACGCUGGAGAUCCAGAGGCAGAAGAGCGACCAGGAUGCCGAGGCGCUGCGGAAGGCCAUUGCGGAGCUCGAGCAGGAGAAGGAGAGGCUGAAGCGCGAGGCGGAGCGGCUGCAGCAGCAGGCCGAGGAGGUACCCCUUUCCUUGGGCCCCCGGGCCCCACCCCCAGGGCCCCCCACAGGGAGGAAGGCACAUGGAAGCUCCACCCCCUCAGCAACCCAGGGGCAGGGUGGGCUGUACCACUUCAGAGGGCAGGUGGGGGGGUCACAUUUUUGCUCAGGCUUUUGUAUGUCUGAUUAGAGGGUUGUGUGCCUUUUAUGAAAACACAGUCUAGAUAGUAGAUGAUCCUCUGUGUAAACAAUCUCUGCAUAUCAAAUGAAACUGGACUGCAAGGAUAAAAGUCCGCUCCAUCCUGUGAUAGUUUAUAUUACUUUAUUCUAUUAUUCAUUUUGCAUAGAGGAGCACUGAAUAAUGUGACCCCCCCCACCUACGUUCUGACAUGGUUUUACAGUCCACUCUGCCCCCGCCUUCUGUUGCACCUGAGACCACCUAGGAGUCAAAGGCGGGUGGGAGAGAGGAGUGGUAGCCCAAUUCUGGAUGUUGUGCAGAGAAGGGCUGGGGUUCUGCUGUUGUUCCUCAGAACAGUUGAACUCAGGCUCCUUCAUGGAGAGACCUGUCAAGAGAAAAGGCUGCCUUUGGGCAUGUCUACUUUCCUCUUGGAAACUUGCUGGGGCCAGUGGUGGCCCACCCAGCACCCCUGGACUCCAGCCCCCCCCAAUUCCUGGCCAUUGUCUGUGCUGGGGCCCAAGAGCAGCUGGAGGCCAGAUGUGCACAAGACUCGCUUAACCCAGAGAAGGCACCAUUUGCUCCAGCACGUCCUGGUCCCACUUUCCAAGGAAGGGCUACAGUGUCUUACUAAAAACAGACGUCCCUCUGUGCCCCCAGCCCUCUCCCGCUGCUUGUUUACUCACGUGGAAAUUGUGGUAACUCCCUAACUUCCUCAUGUGCUGCCUCUCAGGGUCAGCCAGGUUGACCCUUAACAUGUGCCCCCCACCUCCCAGUGCUGGCUUUGAAUGUAACCUGCUGUGUCGGCGUCCAUUGACUGUUCUUUGGGCACUGUGUGCAUAUCGUGUGUAAGGCAACUGACCUCCCUUUUGUCUCCCUCCCCCCCCAGAUGCAGAUGGCUCAGAAGGAGCAGUUGCUGCAGGAGACGCAGAUCCUCCAGCAGACUUUCCUGUCUGAGAAGGACAUCCUCUUGCAGAAGGAGAGGUUCGUGGAGGAGGAGAAGGCCAAGCUGGAGAAGCUCUUCCAGGACGAGGUCAACAAGGCUCAGGGCCUAAAGACGGAGCAGGAGCGCCAGCAGAAGCAGAUGGAGCAGGAGAAGCAGCAGCUGGCGGCCACCCUGGAGGAGGCCAAGAAGAAGCAGGCAGAGGCCGAGGAGAAUGUCCGCCGGAAGCAGGAGGAGCUCCAGCAGCUGGAAAAGCAGCGGAAGCAGCAGGAGAAGCUUCUUGCAGAGGAAAACCAGAAGCUGAGGGAGAAGCUGGAGAAGCUGCAGGAGGAGCAGCGGGUGGCCCUGGCUCAGACCAGGGAGAUCAUGAUCCAGACGGACGACCUUCCCCAGGAGGUGGUUGUCCCAUCCACGCAGGCACCUCAGUCGAAGGCUGUGCUCAACGGCCGAGACAUGGCAGAUGGCAUCUCUCGGAACGGUGAGCCAGAACUGGCUUUCGAUGGAAUCCGUCAGAAAGUGCCUGCCAAGAAGCUGCUGGAGGCUGGCAUCCUGAGCCGAAAGAACCUGGACAAGUUGACCAAGGGGAAGGUGACGGUGGAGGAGCUCUCCAAGAGGGAUGACAUCAGGAGGUACCUGCAAGGCACCAACAGCAUCGCCGGCCUGGUGGUUAAGCCGACCAACGAGAAAGUGAGCAUCUACCAGGCCAUGAAGCAGCAGCUGCUCAGCCCAGGCACAGCCCUCAUCCUGCUGGAGGCGCAGGCUGCCUCUGGCUUCAUCAUCGACCCCAUAAAGAACAAGCGGAUGUCCGUCAACGAGGCUGUGAAAGAGGGAGUUGUGGGGCCUGAACUGCACAAUAAAUUGCUGUCUGCUGAGAGAGCAGUGACCGGCUACAAAGACCCCUACACGGGGGAAAAGAUCUCCCUCUUCCAAGCCAUGACAAAAGAUCUCAUUGUGAAAGACCACGCGAUCCGGCUGCUGGAGGCUCAGAUUGCCACAGGAGGCAUCAUCGACCCCAUCAAUAGUCACCGCCUGCCCGUGGAAGUGGCCUACAAGCGAGGCUUCUUCGAUGAAGAGAUGCAGAAGAUCCUCUCUGACCCCACAGAUGACACCAAAGGCUUCUUCGACCCCAACACCCAGGAGAACCUGACUUACUUGCAGCUGAUGGAGAGAUGUGUGACCGACCCGGAGACUGGCCUCACUUUGCUGCCGCUGACAGACAAAGCAGCCAAAGGCAGAGAGCUGGUCUACACCGACCAAGAGGCAAAAGACGUCUUCAGGAAAGCCACAGUGUCCGCUCCCUUCGGCCAAUUCAAGGGGAAGACCGUGACCAUCUGGGAAAUCAUCAACUCUGAGUAUUUCACUGAGGAGCAGAGGCGGGACCUUCUGCGCCAGUACAAGACUGGAAAGAUCACCGUGGAGAAGAUAAUCCGGCUCGUCAUCACAGUGGUGGAGGAGAGCGAGAAGAAGAGCCAGCUCUGUUUCGAUGGGCUCCGGGCGCCUGUCCCAGCUGCCCAGCUGCUGGAGAGCAAAAUAAUUGACAAGGAUCUUUACAACCAGUUGCACCAGGGGAAGAAGUCCGUGAAGGAUGUCGCCAACGAUGAGGCCAUCAAGAAGUAUCUGAAAGGCUCGAGCGCCAUCGCAGGCAUCUUGGUAGAGUCAACAGGCCAGAAGUUACUGCUCAAUGAUGCCUUGAAGAAAAACCUCCUCAAGCCAGAGGUGGUCCUGAUGCUCCUGGAGGCCCAGGCUGGAAGUGGAUACAUCAUUGACCCCGUGAGGAAUGAGUAUCUCCCUGUGGACGAAGCCGUCAAAUCUGGAAUAGUUGGCCCUGAGUUGCAUGAGAAGCUGCUGUCUGCAGAGAAGGCUGUGACAGGGUACAAGGACCCUUACACGGGGCAGGUGGUCUCGCUUUUCCAAGCACUGCAGAAAGGCCUCAUUGCCAAGGAGACAGGGGUCCGUCUGCUGGACGCUCAGCUUGCCACCGGGGGCAUCAUUGACCCCGUGAACAGCCACCGCCUCCCCCUUGACGUUGCUUGCAAACGAGGCUACUUCAGCGAAGAGAUGCACAAGACGUUGUCUGCUCCAGCGGACGAUGCCAAGCUGUACUAUGACCCCAACGCCCAGGAGAAGGUCAGUUACGCUCAGCUGCAGAGGAAAUGCCACGUUGACAAGCCGACGGGCCUUCGCCUGCUCUCCCUCUCUGACCAGGCCAUCCAGCUUCAGCAGGAGGAGGUCUACUCCGAUAGCCAGGCUAAGGAAUCCUUUGGCAAGGCAGUGGUGGAAGUCCCAGCUGGCAGCUUGAAGGGCAAAACGGUCACAAUCUGGGAGCUGAUUCAUUCCGAAUAUUUCACUGAAGAGCAGAGGCGGGAGCUGAUACGGCAGUUCAAAUCCGGCAAAGUCACCAUCGAGAGGGUCAUCAAAAUAAUUGUCACCAUCAUUGAAGAGACUGAGACCAAAAAGCAAGAGAAGCUGACCUUCAGUGGCUUGCGUGCCCCUGUGCCUGCCAGCGAGCUCUGGGAGUCCAAGAUUAUCAGCAAGGCCCAGUAUGAGCAGCUGAAGGAAGGGAAGAAGACCGUGAGGGACCUCUCUGAGACUGGAGAUGUGAAGAGGUACCUCCAAGGGAGCGACUGCAUUGCUGGUGUGUAUGUGGAAGAAACCAAGGAGAAGUUGAGCAUCUAUGAGGCCAUGAAGAAGAACCUGCUCCUGCCCAGCACAGCAGUUGUCCUCCUGGAGGCCCAGGCAGCCACAGGGUUCAUGGUGGACCCAGUCAGGAACCAGAAGCUGUAUGUCAAUGAGGCGGUGAAGGCUGGCAUUGUGGGACCAGAGCUCCAUGAGAAACUGCUGUCUGCCGAGAAGGCUGUGACUGGGUACAAGGACCCUUACUCUGGGAACACCAUCUCCCUCUUUGAGGCCAUGAAGAAGGGGCUGAUCCUCAGGGAACAUGCCAUCCGCCUGCUGGAGGCUCAGGUCGCUACCGGAGGCAUCAUCGACCCCGUGCACAGCCACCGUGUCCCUGUGGAGGUGGCUUACAAGCGAGGCUACUUUGAUGAAGAGCUGAACCGAACCCUCUUGGACCCCACAGAUGACACCAAGGGCUUCUUUGACCCCAACACCAAGGAGAAUCUUACUUACCUGCAGCUGAAGGAGAGGUGUAUUGAAGACCCCGAGACCGGCCUCUAUCUGCUGCCCUUGAAGCAACCUGAGAGACCCACCGUGGUGGAGACAACCCAGGUGUACACUGAGGCCGAGACCAAGCAGGUGUUUGAGGAGACCCAGGUUGACAUUCCGGUGGGAGACAGGGCCGGCUCCUCCAUGUCCUUGUGGGAGAUCAUGAACUCGGACCUGAUCCCCGAGGAGCAACGCAAUCGGCUGAUGGAUGAGUUCCGCUCCGGCAAGGUGACGAAGGAGCGCAUGAUCAUCAUCAUCAUCGAGAUCAUUGAGAAGACAGAGAUCAUCCGGCAGCAAGACCUCACCUCCUAUGACUAUGUCCGCCGCCGCAUCACUGCUGAGGACCUCUAUGAGGCCAGGAUCAUCUCCCUGGAAAUAUACAAUGCACUGAAGCAGGGCUCCAAGACCAUCCGUGAGAUCCUGGAGAUCGAGACCAUCUGGAGAUACCUGUACGGCUCCGGCUGUGUUGCUGGAAUCUACAUUCCAUCCAGCAAACAGAAGAUCAGCAUCUACCAGGCCCUGAAGAAAGGGCUGAUCAGCCCAGAGGUGGCUCGGCCCUUGCUGGAAGCUCAGGCUGCCACUGGCUUCAUUGUGGAGCCCAUCAAAAAUGACAUGUUGACUGUUGAUGAGGCCGUCAGGAAAGGGGUUGUGGGCCCAGAAAUGCACGACCGUCUCCUGUCUGCCGAGAGAGCUGUGACCGGUUACCGCGACCCCUACAGCGAGCAGAAAAUCUCUCUUUUCCAGGCCAUGAAGAAGGAUCUCAUCCCUUCUGAAGAAGCCCUCCGGCUGCUUGAUGCCCAGUUGGCCACUGGAGGCAUAAUAGACCCACACCUGGGCUUCCACCUGCCCUUAGAAAUUGCCAUUCAGCGUGGCUACUUUAACAGGGAGACGCACGACCGGCUGUCUGAGCCCAGCGAGGUCCGCAGCUAUGUGGAUCCCUCCACCGACGAGAAGCUCAGCUAUGCACAGCUCCUCAAGCGAUGCAGGAAGGACGAGAACAAUGGCUGCCUGCUGUUGCCCCUCUGUGACACUCGGAAGCUGACCUUCAGGGGCCUGAGGAAGCAGAUCUCGGUUGAAGAGCUGGUGCGCUCCAAAGUCAUGGAUGAAGCAACUGCCCAGCGCCUCCAGGAAGGCUUGACCUCUGUGGAAGAAGUCUCCAAAAACCUGCAGAGGUUCUUGGAGGGCACCAGCUGCAUUGCUGGCGUCUACGUGGACUCCUCCAAAGAGAGGCUGUCCGUGUACCAGGCCAUGAAGAAAGGCAUCAUCCGUCCCGGCACAGCCUUUGAGCUGCUGGAAGCCCAGGCAGCUACUGGGUAUGUCAUCGACCCCAUCAAGAGCCUCAAGUUGACUGUGGAGGAGGCGGUGCGCAUGGGCAUCGUGGGUCCUGAGUUCAAGGACAAGCUGCUUUCGGCAGAGAGGGCUGUGACAGGCUACAAGGACCCCUACUCUGGCAAGAUGAUCUCCCUCUUCCAAGCCAUGAAGAAAGGCCUGAUCCUGAAAGACCACGGGAUCCGUUUGCUAGAAGCUCAGAUUGCCACAGGAGGCAUCAUUGAUCCAGAGGAGAGCCAUCGCCUGCCUGUGGAAAUGGCAUACAAGAGAGGCCUGUUUGAUGAGGAAAUGAAUGAGAUCCUCCUGGAUCCUAGCGAUGACACCAAGGGCUUCUUCGACCCAAACACUGAGGAGAACCUGACCUACCUGCAGCUGAUGGAGAGGUGCAUGACAGACCCUGAGACUGGGCUCUGCCUUCUGCCUUUGAAGGAGAAGAAGCGGGAGAGGAAGACCUCCUCCAAGUCCUCCGUCCGCAAGCGCAGGGUGGUGAUCGUUGACCCAGAGACCGGGAAGGAGAUGUCCGUGUACGAAGCCUACCGCAAAGGCCUCAUUGACCAUCAGACCUAUUUGGAGCUCUCUGAGCAGGAGUGCGAAUGGGAAGAGAUCACAAUUUCCUCCUCGGACGGGGUGGUCAAAUCCAUGAUCAUUGACCGGAGGUCAGGGAGGCAGUACGACAUUGACGACGCCAUUGCGAAGGGACUGAUUGACCAGUCUGCCCUCGACCAGUACCGCUCGGGCACUUUGUCCAUCACAGAGUUUGCAGACAUGUUGUCUGGCAACAUGAGCGGGUUCCGAUCCAGAUCUUCCUCCGUCGGCUCCUCCUCUUCCUACCCCGUAAGCCCAGCCCACGGGAGAGCUCAGCUGACCUCCUGGAGUGACCCCACAGAGGAGACCGGCCCAGUGGCUGGCAUCCUGGACACAGACACCCUGGAGAAGGUCUCCAUCACAGAGGCCAUGCACCGCAACCUGGUGGACAACAUCACUGGCCAGAGACUGCUGGAGGCUCAGGCCUGCACUGGUGGGAUCAUUGACCCGAGCUCCGGGGAGAAGUUCUCCGUCGCCGAUGCCGUUAACAAAGGCCUAGUGGACAAGAUCAUGGUGGACAGGAUCAACCUCGCCCAGAAGGCUUUCUACGGCUUUGAGGACCCCAGAACCAAGACCAAGAUGUCCGCGGCGCAAGCCCUGAAGAAGGGCUGGCUGUACUACGAGGCCGGCCAGCGGUUCCUGGAGGUGCAGUAUCUGACUGGAGGGCUGAUUGAGCCGGAGGUGACUGGCCGGGUCCCCCUGGAUGAGGCGCUGCAGAAGGGCACCAUCGAUGCCCGCACGGCCCAGAAGCUCCGGGACGUGAACACCUAUUCCAAGUACUUGACCUGCCCCAAAACCAAGCUCAAGAUCUCCUACAAGGAUGCCAUGGACAGGAGCAUGACAGAGGAGGGCUCCGGCCUGCGUCUCCUGGAAGCCUCUUCCCAGUCCAGCAAAGGCUAUUACAGCCCCUACAAUGUCAGCGGCUCCGGCUCCACCUCGGGGUCUCGAUCCGGCUCACGAACGGGAUCCCGGUCGGGCUCCAGGCGAGGGAGCUUCGACGCGACGGGCUCCGGCUUCUCCAUGUCCUUCUCUUCCGCCUCUUACAGUUCUUCCAACUACGGCCGAAGAUACACAUCAGGUCCAAGCGGCGGCAGCAGCACAGAUGUCCCCCCCAGCCUUGCUGGCAUCUCGGCCCCCCACAGCGUGAGCUGCGGAGGAGGAGAAGGCGGCAGGAGAUCUCUUGGACUGCAGGGGCAGCCGCAGCUUCCCGUGGCCUAA